CAGUUAGCGGGGGAAAUCUCCGUUAGCAGCUGUACUUUAAUGUGGUCGUCUUUUUUCAUCAGUAUUUCAUUUUUGACUUUUUGCUUUUUGAAAUGAUUUAUCUGCCAGUUAAAUCCCGUCUCCUCAUGCUGCAGCUGACCUUAAGUGUUUGGGAGGUGUAAAAAACCUGGAGGUAAUGGAAGAGAACUUUUAAAGCUGCUCUUAGGGCACCUUUUCGCCUCUAUCUCUGUCAGUCACUCUGGAUUGGAUUGCUGCUCAGAGACCUGUCCACAAUGAAAGGAUUUUCCUGGUAGUGGAUGACUCAUUUGGUGUGUUUUCCCACUUGAGACCGUCGGAUAUAGAUUUCUUGUCUUUUGUUCCACCUGCCUGUUUCACCUCUGAGGUACUCUAUAAGACUCUGGGACUUUUAUGGAGUGUGAAAUUUUUGCAGAGCCUGUGAAAUUUGGGAGAGCAAAGUAAAACAAAGCAUGGCUGAUGGAAAAACAGCAGAGUGUUGAACCUCUCUGUCCAGCGAGACAGCUCAGGUAAGAAUAUCAGGAUUCAUUUGCAUGCACAGAGACAUGAAUGAUGAUGAUCUUUAACCACCCAUUAGCAGGCGUGUGAUUGAAGAUGCGGUGCUCUACCACGCAUUUAAUACAGGUCUAUUAGUGGAAAGAUACUAUAAGGAUUAAUCUGAUUGACUCCAUUGCUGUAUCUCUAAUUGGGAACAUGGAGGAGCAAAUAAAGCUUGAACAAACAGAUAUAAAUUUCAAAUAUGAGGCUGAAUCAGUGUGAUAAAUUUGGAUCUAAAGGUCAGCAAACAUUUGCAUCAUUGUGCAUUCAUUCCUUGGAAAGAGGAUUCAUUUUGUCGAUGUACCUCUGAGAUCCUGGGUUUAUUAAGAAGCAAAAAUAACAGCCCCUUAGACAAACUCUUAUUUACCUUAGUGUUUUGAAAGUUUUAUUGAAGCCUUCAGAGUUUCUUGCUGUGAAUUUCUCAAUAUUCAUUUUUAUUUCCAUUCUGAGUGUGGUACUGCAACUUGAUCCAGUCCUGACAAAAUCUUGUAAACUUUAUGAAGUACUAUUGUGUUGUUGUUCAUUUUGUUCCGCUGUAUUUAUGGGAACUGGUGCAUUUUGGCAUCAGAUUAGUGCAGUGAACAUCUACACAAGCUCUUGUGAAGAGUUUUUAGGCAUUUAUGAAAUACACAUAAAUACUCAUUGAUACUUUUGUUGGGGGAUGUUGGGGGUGGCUUCAGCACCUGCUUGACUAACUCAGAUUUUUGUAAUAAAUACCCACAUUUGUGCACACCUAAAGAAACUAAUGCAGUCCUCUUCAAGAACAUCAUAAAACGCAUGAGCUGAUAUCAAAGACAGUGUUCCUCUGUUAAACAUGCUGAAGUAAGACCUAAAAAGACAGCCAAAAGAUGUAGAAACAAGAGACCACACCACGUGAUGUGUUCUUAAAAGAGGUUUGGCUUCAUUAACUAGUCUACACCAACAAACUGUAUGAUGAUUUAUGUGCAUAAUGAGCACAAUAUGGAAAAUAUCAAUAACUGCAGAGCUUGGUAAAUAAAAAUGUUUAAUAUUAAAUAUUACAGUCAAAUGGCACAAAAGGUGUGCUAGUUUCGCUGUUACAUCUCACACUGGUAAUACCCAAUGAAAGUCAUGUAACCCAUAGAGGCUGUUCAUAAUAUUUUUAAUGGUAUGAAACCACCAAGUUAGACAGUAUGCAGAACUUUUUGAGCAUUGAGUGGGUUAUGCAUCAGUAGUACUAUGCAGGAUCAUUCAAAUCAGUAUUGAUAGACGACAGCGUCUAUCACUAAAUAGUGCCUGAAUUAAGGCAUUGGAGAAUAAUUUAACAUGUUAUCCCCCCCACCCCACCCCCUCUUUUUUUAAUCAAUAUCAGACACACCACUGCCAGGCUUUCUUUAACACAGUAAACUUUCAGAAAAAUUACCUACAUCAAGUUUAUCAGUAAAUUUUUUUUUACUUUUAAAAUCAAUUUCAGGAUAAUAUCGUUGCUGUGGUAUUCUAUGGCCCCAUAAAUGGUGAAGUGAAAUUUUGGUAUAACGACAGUCUACAUGUCCUCAGGCUGCUGCAGACAGCUGGCUGCUCACUGUGAACCAAAAAUACAACUUUAUCAACACUAUGGGCUCUAUUUCCGUGCCUUGCCGGCGACGUGAUGCAGGCGGGGCAUAAGUCAGGUCCACCGCGCAAGUAAGGCGUGCCCACUUUGGUAUCUGGUAUAUUUUGGUGAGCGGUGCAGCCUGGCGUAAGUAUCCCCCCUCCCUAACUCAGCUCCUCCCAGUGGCGUACGUAGUAGAAAGGGAGGAGAGAAGGCAUGAAGUGGGUUUAACACAGCCAAGACCUAUUUUCACCAAUUACAUCAGCCCUCUCCUUACCUUUUCAAUCCGCUGCCGGUGAGGCGUAUUACAAUUUUCGUGAAGUAGUCAAAGAGAUCAAGAGAUGGCUGGAGACAACAAUGCCACACAAUGGUGACAGAAGGCAGCCCCCCAACAAGUGUCGCUGUAAGCGCUGCGGAGGGCAUCCUCCACACUUUCUCAUAUAAACACAGAGGGAUUUGGUGUGUGUAAUGUUGGACCCACUGGUAAGACAAACACCUGUUUCCACAAAUAAAGACAAUCACAUCAGGUUGCAUAUAUGUAAACCACACGUGACAAAGGUGGGUUGUGCGCACAGAUCACAACAUAAAUUCCAAUAAUGGCAUUAAAAUCUCAGCCACCUGUUCGUAAAGGACGCAUCGCACUCCGUGACCUUGCUGUUUCUUUCAUAGAUGUUGUUAUAUAAAAUAAACUUGGCUCACGCAACUGAAUAUUAUAAUAUUCAUAUAUUAUAAUAUUCCGGAUUGAAUAGUCACAGAACUAUAAGGACGUGAGGAAAUUAGAUAAACAGGUAAUUUUAAACGAAAGUUUGUUUUAUUUUAUUUUUGUUCAAAUUUUAGGUAAGUAAAUAACUCUUCUGGGGCCUCAUUUAUAAAACCUGUUGUAGGAUCCAUACUAAAAGUGUACGUAAGUUGAAAAGCUGAAAAGUGCGCAGGCAAAAAAAAAAUCUGAUUUAUAAAACCCUGUCUACGCACACCUGCACGCACUUUCCCUUUAUAAAUCACAGACCAGCCGGAAAGUUGCGCAGCAGGGAUUUGAUUCAUGCCCCGCCCUCUCCACACCCAAAAUUCACCAUGUUUGAUCAUGCAAAUUACCUCAUGAAUGUGAUUUGCAUAUAAAUAAGCCUGAUGGAUCCACGGCAUUUCACGCUUAACUAUGGCAUCAGCAAGUCGUAGAAAAAGAAACUUUUUAGAGACCGAGGUGGAGGUUCUCGUAAUUGAGGUGGCAGCGAGACGGGAGACCUUAUUCGGCGGCCAUUCGAGUGGCAUCACCAAUAAAAACGCUGUUGCCGUGGCGGUAAUUGCUGCUGGCACUGAGCGCAGCGUUGCCGAAACAGUGUUGUUUUCGUCAUAUUUCGUCAAAUAUUUUUGUCAACGCCAGCAUCAAAAAAGGGAAAUAUUUUAAAAUAUUUCCCUUUUUCUUCCACGACGAAGACGUAACGUUGACGAGCUAAACAUAAGUCGGAGAUGACUAAAAUGUGACGAGACGAAAGUGCGUUUACGUUGAUGGGACGAGACGAAAAUGACGAACAGAGUUGCAAAACUCAGUCAGUUAAACGCUAAACAUAUAGGAGCAGCUUCUGUCUGCUCUGACAGCUCUCAUCAGCCUGCUCUGCUCCGCCAACACACAGACACACACGCGGGCGUGCAAACAAACACAUGGAGUUUUGUUUUCGUUGACGAUGACGUUGACGAAAACAGCACUGUGCCGAAAUCAAGAAGAAGUGGUCUGAUCUAAAGGUGGAGGCAAAGGAAAAAGUGGCUUUGCACCGUCGGAGCGUGGCGGCGACAGGUGAGGAUCAGAAAAAACAAGCACGUAUGACACUCAUGCAUGUGUUCCAAAAAAAACUGCUCCGUUAUCCACCGCUGCUUAUGUGGUGAAAGUUCGUAAACCAAAAAGAUUUAGUCAUAUUAAUCUUAAAACAAAUACAUGUAAAUGGAAUUUGUUUUUCUUUGCACAUUUGUAAAUUCAAAUUGGCAAACUUUCUACACCGCCACAGUGGGGUCUGUGCUUUCUGCGAGCAUCACUGCCUGGUACAGCAGCUGCAGCUCUCAGGACAGAGAGGCCCUGCAUCGAGUCAUCCGUUGUGCUGAACGCAUCACCCGGACUGCACUGCCCGGCCUCCAGGACAACUACACCCAGCGGUGCAGGUCCAGGGCAAGACGGAUUAUCAAACAAUCUCCAUCUGAACCACAGACUGUUUGAGUGGCUGCCCUCGGGUAAGAGGCUUCGCUCCAUCAGAGCCAGGACUGAGAGGCUGAAAAGGAGCUUCUCCCCCCAGGCCACUCGGAUCCUGAACUCCUCAUAACACACACCCCAUAACUGACUUCUCAACACCCUCUGAACAGACUUUACAUUAUUAUUAUUAUGUUUUUUUUGGCACAAUCGCAGACGUCACUUUCAUUUCACUGCCACUGUACCUGUACAUUUAGGCAUGUGACAAAUAAAACUUGAAACUUGUGCUGCAUUGCGCACGACUGUCACUGUAUGGCUUUUUAUACGCGUGCUUUCCAUUAACCAAUUGUUCUCACCUUGCUCCGAUUGUCUCCAAAAAGUGCGUAAGCAAGGUGUGGAGUUUGCUUAAAGUUGCGCACAUUCCUACACUAGUUUUUCUUUUAUAAAUCCUAACUCUUGCGUAAGAAGUGGCGUAAGCACUUUCUAGCCAGGUUUUGUGCGUAAGCAAGCUUUAUAAAUGAGGCCCCUGAUCACUAAAAUAAAUCAUCUGGUCAGCCUUGCCGCUGCAGCAGCAGGACAGGGAUGGGACACAGAGACAUGUCUGGUUUCAGCUGCGUGAGGAAGAAGGAGAAAAAUGGGGAGACGAAUUAAAUAUGAAGAACUUCAUCUUGUGUGACUUUUUACUGGAUAUUUAAUUUAAUGCGGCUUCAGCUGCGUUAAUUCGCUCAGUUUGAGUGUCCAAACACGUGUCAAAUGCGCUCAUCAGAUAAGAUAUAGAUCACAAUAUAUGGAUAUAGAGCUAAGUGUAUGUGCUGACACAGAUAGUUGCACUGAAUAUUGGUUGUUGUUGACUAUUUAUUGCACUGAAAUGUGCCUGACACUUUGGAAACUGCCUGUGUGGCAUCAGUGAUGUAUGCACACUACGCCGCCCUUCUACCAAAAUACCACUAGACCAGCUGAACUCCGCCUGCGCACUUUCAAUGCCGUCAGUGAGCACAGAAAUGUCACUGCGCCAGCUGAUUCUGUCGACACCUCCCCCUACCCCGCCACCACGCCCAGCUUGGCACACCUCGGUGCGCCUCAGUCUACAAAAAUACCAAACUGGCUUUGCGCCGGGCUCUGCCAGACGAAAUUACCUCUGCGCGGGGUGCGCCACAGUCCACCAUGCCGCCAGCGGGCGCAAAAAUAGAGCCCUAUAACUGUACUGUCAAAAUGAAAUGACUUUUUUGUCUUAAUAUUUUGACAUUUUUACCGCAUAAUUCUUAAAACAGCAUGGCGUUAAUCUCUUAACAUAAUAACAGGACCUUAAAUGACUUUGUUGUUAUAACAUGAGAACUUUUUUCCCCCCAAAAUACUCUGACACACUAUACAGCUGAAAAUAAAAAGUACAUUUUAAAACCAGUAUUUUGACUUUAAUAUUUUCUGUGGAAAAUAUUCUACCUGUUCUUAAUUCAAUAUCAAACCCAUCAGUGUGGCCCAUCAACUCCCUCAUCAAUCAGCCAGCUGACUGGAUGAUGUCUUCAUUGUAACAAUCUGACAUUUUAUCAAGUUAGUUUGUUUCAGCUUGUAAAAAUAUCUCAUUACAGUUCAUUUCUCAUUUACAAACUGUUUGAAACUGCAAUAAUUUCAGGGUGCAAUACAAAUAAUACAUUAUUCUCUCUCAAACACUCUGCACUUUGGAAAAAGCUUUAUUUCUAAUAUUCUGCACUUUUUACUUAUGAUUGCAAUUUCUUAUUUAUUCUUAUGAAUUCCUAUCUCUGUUCUCCUCUGUUAAUAUUUGUAUUGUCAAGACCAAGUGUAAUUCUGUAACAACCCAAUUCUAAUUCUCAUUGUGAUUUCAACUGACCUGACAGGCCCAAGUAUAAAUCUAAUUUAGGAUAUUUCAAGCCCAAAUGUUCUUGAUCAGUUGGAAACACUUGAUAAUAAGCAUCAUCCAUAAAUGGUAAAUAGACAGUUUGUAAAAAAGUAGAUGAAUAAAAUCAAUGAGAAAGUCUAUUUACUUUGCAUGUUUUAUUGUUGAGAACAAUCUAAAUCUCUGCUGCAUAUGUGCAAGCUGUUCAAAGAGUGUUGUCGUAAUGAGGAUGUUUCUUUUAUAAGCUAUAAAACAAACAAAAAAAAGCAUUGAUAUUAUUUGACAUUAACCAAAAAACAAUCAGAGCACUUAAGAAUAACUGUUUCUCAUCAUCAGAAUCAAAAAGCUUUCAACUGGAUUAAAUUAUCUGUAAAUGUACAGUCUAUUCAUAAUUUAUUUGCUGUUCAUAGAUGAUGAUCAUUAUUAAGUGGUUCAUGUAAGUUCCAUGAAUCAGGCUUUCAAUCCUGUUCAAGAAACUUACAGGGACAGUUUGGCAUGCUGCCUUUACAACCAUUUUUACUCUUUCAGGUCAAUGAGGUCCUUCAUUAAGUUUGAAUAAUAAUCCUUUCUGCAGAGUCAGCCAUGACUCAAGUGUGCAGGGACCGCUGACAGUGACAACGGACAAUGUAGGAAUGAUUUGAUAACUCCAUCCUGGAUAGAUACAGAGUCAACAUCUUCCAUGCUGUCAGUUAUAUGAUAAAAACUAAUUUGGGGAAAUUUGCUUUUCGAUAACUUAGGGGUUACAAGUAGAAGUACACAGGACUUACUAAUUCAGAUUGGUAGAUCGACCUCUACUGGAGUAAAAUUCCCCCAAAGUAACAGUACCUCUACCUGAAUUGAGUAUUGCAGUACUCCUCCCCUCUGAGUAUCUCAUUAAAGCGUGAGUCAUCAGGGAUUUAAACCUCCUGCUGAGAGCGCUGAUCACAUGCAAGCAGCCGAGGCCGUUUCUAAAGAAAGAUGCAGAGUUGGCGAAACUUGAAAUACUGCCUGACAGGAAGCUUUUGCAUCAAAAUUAAGCUCAUGAAAUCUCUCCUUUGUGAGUUCUUCUAUAACAACGAAGAUGUCAAAUCUAAUUAAAUAGGCUUUUGUAGUCUUCCUGCUUGUUGUCCCCGACAAUGCUGGAAAAUCCUAGUAAAUGCUGUGAACACCAAAGGACCAGUGCGUGCUACAAGACACAGAAAGAUAACCAGAUGAUAUUAUUGCUAUUUCAACACUCACCUCCGACUUUUAUUUCUCUUCCUAUUCAUUCAGAUAUGACCACAGAGUCCAUGGAGCCUGUUGGAGUCCUCGUAGAGAGGGGUAUCAACACCACCAACCCUCCUCUGACCUCACAUGAGGACACAGCUGCCACCUUCACCAUCGGCACAAUCCUCUCAAUCAUGUGCUUCGUUGGUGUCUCGGGAAACAUCUACACCUUGGUGGUCAUGUGCCACUCCAUGAGGACUGCCGCCUCCAUGUACAUCUAUAUCAUAAACUUAGCUUUAGCGGACCUGCUCUACCUUCUGACCAUACCCUUUGUAGUCUGCACUCACUUUCUGCAGGUGUGGUACUUUGGAGAUGCAGGGUGUCGGAUCCUGAUCAGCAUGGAUUUCCUGACCAUGCAUGCUAGUAUCUUUACGCUGACAAUUAUGAGCACUGAGCGCUACUUUGCCGUGCUCAAACCACUGGACACAGUCAAGCGUUCAAAAAGUUACCGGAAGGCUAUCGCUCUUCUGGUGUGGGCAGCGUCUCUCAUCUUAACCCUGCCCAUGAUGGUGAGGGUUCAGCUUAAGACAGUGGGAAACAAGGUGAUGUGUCAAUCCACCUUAUCACCAGUCUCCUACAAAGUGUACCUCUCCUGCCUGUUCUGCACGAGCAUCGUGGCUCCGGGAUUGAUCAUUGGCUAUCUCUACAUCCAACUGGCACGGACUUACUGGGUUUCACAGACAGAGACUUUCAAGACGACCAAGAAACUUCCCAAUCAAAAGGUCAUUGCAUAAAACAUGGUGUACUUUGAAAAGCAUAGGAUGUCACUCUCACAUAGUUAAUGAAGAGUACUGAUUGUCAAUAUUGUCAAUUCUGUAAUAAGUCAAACACAUACAUAGGAAUGACACUGCAUUACAGUAAACAUUCAGGAUAAAGAUUGUCAAGUAGAGCCCAGAGUUUGUUUGUGCAGAGGGCAGAAGGGGCAGAAGGGGCAAAGGCUCCCCUUGGAUCAUAUUCACAAUUGUGUCUCAGAAACCUUUCAAAGGCCCAGUUUUGUUGACUCCAUGGUGGUGGGCAGUUUUUCAUAGAAUCCUGUUCCUCAUGUCUGACCAGGUCUGCAACUCAGCUGGUGAUGGAUGGAGACCCAUCAGUCUGAUCAGAAUCAGAAUCAGAAGGGGUUUUAUUGCCAUUGUCAAGUAUAACAGGCUAUGUACAACUACGCAAUACAGAACAGCAGUGCAGUGGGAGAAGUGCAAUUAAAAAACCAAGGUACAUUAAACUAAAGUGACCAGUGAUAAAGUGACAGAGUUAAAGUGACUAAGUUAUAAAGUGUUCAUGAGUCCAACGGCAGAGGGGAAGAAACUGUUCUUAUGGCGGGAGGUUCUGGUCCGAAUGGACGUAGUCUCCUGCCCGAGGGGAGUGUCUCAAAUAGUCCAUGUGCAGGGUAAGAAGGGUCAGCUGUGAUCCGACCUGCUCAGCCCCGAGUCCUGGAGACGUACAGGUCAUGGAGAGAUGGAAGGCUACAGCUGAUCACCUUCUCAGCAGAGCCCACAAUGCGCUGCAGUCUGUGUCUGUCCCUGGCAGUGGCCUUGGUGUACCACACCAUGAUAGAGGAGCUGAUGAUGGACUCGAUGAUGGCUGUGUAGAACUGCACCAUCAGCUGGUCAGCAGCUUGGCUUUCCUCAGCUGCAGUAGGAAGUACAUCCUCUGUUAGGCCUUCUUGAUGAGGGAGCUGAUGGUUGGCUCCCACUUGAGGUCCUGGGUGAUGGUGGUGCAGAGGAAGCGGUAGCAGUCCACAGUGGUGAUGGGGGAGUCUGUGAGGUCGAGGGAGGGCAGGGGGGCUGUGGCUUUCCUGAAGUCCAUCUCCACUGUCUUCUGGGCGUUGAGCUCUAGGUUGUUGCUGCUGCACCAGGUCACCAGCCGGUCCACCUCCAACCUGUAGGCAGAGUGGUUGGAUUUCCAGUUGUCUGGGGGGUGAGGGGAUGUGAGUCUUUGAAGCGUGAAUAGAAGCUGUUCAGGUCGUUGGCUAGUUUCAAGUCGUCAGUUGAACGAGGUGCUUUGGGCUUGAAGUUGGUGAUCUCUUUCAACCCCCUCCACACCGAGGCAGGAUCGUUGGCAGAGAAUCUUUGCUCCAGACGUGCGUUGUUCCUGGCUUUAGCCUAAGCCACCUCCUUGCUAAAACUGCUCAUAACUUGCUCCGCGAGCGCGCGCUCAGCCUCGUGCAUGUCCACACUUGGUGGAAUGUAAACAGAGCAGAGUAUGAAUGAGACAAACUCACGUGGCGAGUAGAACAGUUUGCAGUUUAUGAAGAGAUAUUCCAGAGAAGGAGAACAAUGUUGGGAGAUCACUGUCACGUCAGAGAACUAAGCGUUGUUGAUGUAGAAGCAGACUCCUCCACCCUUUGUUUUCCGACCGGUGAGUACACGAUCUCUGUCUGCGUGGAGGAGCUGAAAACCCUCCAGUUGUAUGGUGCAGUCCGGUGUCUGUUCAUUUAGCCAUGUCUCCGUUAAGCACAGAACACAAGAUGAGGAGAAGUCUCUAUUCUUCUUCAUCAGCAGUGCCAGAUCAUCCAUCUUGUUGCUGAGUGAGCGGACAUUGGAGAGGAAUAUCCCAGGUAAGGGCGUACGCGUGCCUCACUGUCUGGGACACGCGAGCACCCCAGCUCGCCUUCCCCUUCACUCUUUUUGGCCAAAAAAUGAACCAGUUUAGCAGCAGAUGCCAAAAAAACUGGCGUAAUGUCCGUGGGUGUUCUUGAUUUGAUGUUUAGAAGCUCCUCACGGGUGUAGGAGCACGAUGACACACGGUCAACACACAAAAACAGACAAAACAACGAGCACCAGAACACCAGGGCACCAACUCUGGGUGCCAUCUUGAUGACGUGAUGAAGGCUGAUUUAUAGAUGUUCACAGACAUUUACCUCCAUGACUUUUUCUUUGGUUAUACUCCUGACUCCUGUUGUCAAGGUCUUCUUUUGUAUGACUCUCUAUGGGAACAGGGCUUGGGCAACACUGCUGUCAUUAUAAAAAAGGAAUGGUAGCUUUUAUAUGGUAUGCUGAACACUCUCCACUUCAAGCCCUCCAUUAUCAAUCCUUCUCCUGUUGCUGCAGGUAUCUUUAACUCCAUUGCCUCCUUUCUUUAUGCUCAUGCUGAGGAAAAAAAAAAAAAAAAUUUUUCAAUUUGCUUCAUAGCAGGGAUUAAGAGAGCUUCAUUUUUCUUAUCUGUGUGAUAAACUACGUGACGAAUGCUGCCCUUCUGUCGCUCUAAAGCUAUUCAAAGAAAUCAUUUGUGCCUCUGAGAGAAGGAGACUGCAAACUGACCAACUUUGAAAAGUUCUUGUUCCUGGUCCAGGGAUAAUGAACCCGUUAGUGAUGAUGUUGGUGAUGUGGUCUCUCUCAGGUAGACAAAGCAGGGUUUGUGAAGCUCUGCUUAGCUCUCACAGUACUGAUUACUGGAGAAAUAUGACUGGGACUUAGGAAUGGAUUUGACCCAGUUUGACCUGUUUCUGAUGAAAAACUAACUACACAGCAAUUUACAGUAAAAGGUAAGUGCUCAAAACCAUUAGUGCAGCACUUAAGGUUCCAGCUUCCCCUACAGAGCAAGCAAGGGUAAUGUCAGGGUAAUUAUAUAUAUAUAUAUAUAUAUAUAUAUAUAUAUAUAUAUAUAUAUAUAUACACACACACACACACACACAUAUAUAUAUAUAUAUAUAUAUAUAUAUAUAUAUAUAUAUAUAUAGAGAGAGAGAGAGAUUUAGAUAGAUAUAUAGAUAUUAUGUAUAUUAUGUAUAUGUAUGUCUCAUAGUAAGUGACUUGCUUGCAGGUUUACGUUUUGCACAGGUAGUGCUCAGCUGAGAUCAGGUGAGAUAAUUAAUCACUGAUCAAUUCAAGUUGUAGAAUAGGCCUGAACUGAUAUUUGAGACAUCUGUAUGAUUCGAGUAUCUUUAAACUGUUUUUUGAUUUAGCUAAGAACAAUUACACUGAUUUUAUUUCUGUGUAAAGUGCUAUGUAUGCAUCAUUUAGUGAAACAUCAUUAUUUUACCCAGUUGUGACCACUUGUUUUGUAACAUUAUUGAUGAAUGAUGGUCCGACCAGUUUGUCCCUUCUGCUCUGAACUCCCUCAGGUGCUGUACCUGAUCUUCACCAUUGUGCUCCUCUUCUGGGCCUGCUUCCUGCCCUUCUGGAUCUGGCAGCUGCUUACUCAGUUCCACACUUCCAUGUCCCUGUCCUCCAAGGUCAAACGAAACAUCAACUACCUGACCACCUGUCUGACCUACUCCAACAGCUGCAUUAACCCUUUCCUGUACACACUGCUCACCAAGAACUACAAGGAGUACAUGAGGAAGCACAAGCGCUCCUGGACGGCUGGCAGCUAUUUCAACAGGAGGAGUCGAUUUCAGCGCUCCCCUCGCAGGUCUCCAUCAUCCAGCAGCCAGCAGUGUACUGAGAGCUUCAUGCUCACCCACACGGCCUCCCUGAGGACUCAUAACAGCAGUUUGUAAGGUAGGAGCUUCUAUACUCACUGAUAUUUGUGACUGUGUUGAUGCUUAUAUGGAAGACUACAUCCUCAGACUUCCCUGGAACACAUUUUCUUCUGUAUUUUAACAACACGUGUUUUCAAAUCAUGCCUGAUACUUUUGACCCCGUUGGAGUUUGAUACCAGAGGAGACAGGCAGUUGUUUGUAUAUUUUCAGACAGCAGUUGAUUUCUGUGAGCUGAACAUGUGGGACCAUAUAGGACAAACCUUUAAUAGGACAUGGUGUUCUGGGGAAACAUGUUAAGGGACAAUAAACUCAGAAAGACUCAUAAAAGCAACAAAAAUUCUUCUAAAACUGUUUCUGUCUGUUGGAUUGGAGUCUCCUUCAUCAGGAGACAUGGAUGUUUGAAAGGACCUAACUUAUACUUUAUGUGGGUCAGGAGAUUGGUAGAUAAAUGUGAAAGAGUGUCUCUGUUUGAUUUUUAAGAGCAGAUUUUAAUUUAAAAUCUUACUCAAAGAUGUGGCAGAUAUUUUGUAAUAUCAUUGUUACCCUGCACCAUCCUGCUGUGCUGUGAUGUGAUCAGACAUGUGGAGACUAACUGUAGAACACAGGGACACAAGAAACUCUCACUGUGCUUUACCAACCAGGUGGCUUGAUCUUAAUAAUUUAUACAUCAUGCACAAAAAGUGCCCAAACUUCAUGGGUUUAUAAGAUACUAAAAGAUACGGCUGUAGUGGUUCGAUGAUUUAUUACAGAGUCAUUUUGAAGUUGCACAUCCUUUUAUAUCUAGUUCUUAAACUAGAGAUGCACUGAUGCAUGAUUUCCGAUCCAAUCUGAUACCGAUACCUGGGCUGAGCGUAUUAGCUGAUAUCCAAUACCGAUCCAAUACUACUGAUGAAUGAAUGAAUGAACUGUAUACCUUGCUCUGUGAGUGAAGGCAUCAGGCUUGACAUUAGCCUUGUUAAAAAAAAAAAAGGAACAAAUUAACACAGAUAUUUACUUCAGAUUAUUUAUUAACAAAUAACAAAUUCCACAUUAGCACACAGCAAAAGUAAGUAAGACUUCCAUGUAAACAUUUAGUGCAAAAGGAUAAUCAAAAUAUGAUAUAAAAUAUAGCAGCUGAAACCCAACAAACAAGUGGCUUCAUGAACUUUGCCAAAAAUAUAAAAUAAACAGAGGUAACACUUACUGUUAACACUUCAAAAUCCAAUAUAGCAUUAUGCUGUGUUUGCAUAGUAACUGCAUGCUUUGCGUGAGGAAGUAACAGGCGCAGCAGACAUAGAAUUGGAGCAAACAGAAUCGCUGUGUUGAUGUGUAUGAUAGUAAUUAAAAGAAAAAAAGAGACUGGGAAAAAAGAGACGCUGGAUCAGCAUCAUUCAUCAGCUGUCUGAUCCAGUUAAAUUGUCAAUAUCAGAGCCGAUAUCCGAUCCAGAUAUCAGAUCGGUACAUCCCUAUCUUAAACACUGAAUCCAGCCUUUUUCCCCCAAUCUUUGCAGAUUCAAUCUGUUACAAGGAUGGUUCCUCUCCUGAAAUACAACAAAAGUUUUUAUUUUUUUUCCUAAUCAUUCAUCCACAAGAAAUCACAGUGAGUCGAAGACAUUUCACUGAAAAUCCCGCUUCAAUGUUUUUUUUGUUUUUUUUUCUACUAUUUAAAGUGUUCUCAGUGGUCUUUAAAUUGUGAUUAUUAUGUUUUUAGCCAAAAUCAGGUUACCUGUGUCAUUUUCAAGCGCUUUUCUUUUGCAGCACUCUAGCAGCUCAUUAGCAAUUCACCUCUGAGUCGUGGGUGGAGACAGUGCUGCUCUGCACCCUCCUCUUUAUGCUAGCUUGCAGCCUAAAGCUGAAAACAUACAGGAUCUGUAUUGAGUGCAUUCUGUCAGCGUGGCAUAGAGCAGUGCUGUCCAUCACAUACAGGAUGCGUAUUUGGAGCAGCAGCGUAGUGCAGCCCCGGUCAGCUGGGCUCAGUAUAGAGGAAACAAUAUGUUCACAACAGGUUUGUUUGCCUUUCUGUGGUCUAUUUCCUGCUAACUUUGAAAUACCUGAUGACAUGCUUUCGGGCUUGACAUCCUGUCUAGAACACUCUUCUCUGUAAAGCCGCGCUUGACAUGCUUCUGAUACAGAGCUGAUACACGUCAUGUGUGUGAUGCUGCAUUAGAAUGGGAAGCUAUUUGCUGUGUGAUAUGACGCUGACGUUUGGCGCUCAAUACGGAUCCUGUAUAUUUUAGCCCUAACAGAAGUAGCAGGUAACAUAGGAGCUCUCAGACACUAUUGUCUUUAGGGGCAUGAUGAAAGUUACUAUCAUGAUUAGCUUUCUUACAAGCAUUGCAAUCUGCUAACGCACAUGCUUGUUCCGUGUCCUCAUUACCUUUCCGAGUCUGGCCUGCAUAGUGGGGCUUCAGGGUUGGAGCUUGGACUUGUGACGUAGGAAAUCUCACUGUGUCUGAACCUGCUGUUUGGAUCUGCCAGAGAUUCACAGCAAUUUGAAUACAGAAAUACUCAGAAAUGAAAUUUUGCACUUAGUUUUGUCACGAUAUGUCUUGUAGCAGCAGAAAAAUGCUAUAUGAACAUGUAGACAAGAAAAACAUGAUUUUAAUCAGAGUGGGUCUUUUAGUCAGUAGUUCCCAAGCUUUUUUUUACUACCAUGCCUUCUUUUGAAGGAUGAAAAAUAUGUGUUUAAACUAAAAAAAGGUUCUGCAUUACAUGUUACCCCCUAUUUAACAAGAGGUUCUUGACUGUAACUGUUUGUUUUUUGUUAUGGGACAAUGAGUUUGUAGUUUUGGUUUCCACCAUAUUUUAACAGACCAUUCUACUUUGCUCAUGAAAACAUGUUUCUCUGAACCUCUUGAAUAUCAGGAUGUUUUAUUCAAACAUAGUGUACAUAGAUUUUUAACUUAUUGGCCUAAGAAUGAAAGUGAAAUAGAUCCCAAAUAAAUAUCUUUAUGAUUAGUCUGAUGAGACAUCUUUAUGAGUCAGUUCUGAAGCUGCAGCAUUUCUCAGCCCAUCACACCAUUCAGAGCUAGAACAGAUCGAAGUUCAUAAACCCCACAAUACCUCACGCAAUGGGACAUGACGAACGCCGUAAGACAGAGAAAAACCACAGUGCUGAUUGAGCACAGCAUGCAGUGCAUAGUUUACAGACUAAGUGCUUACAUUGGAAUCAAAUUAUAAUACUUCUCCAGUCUACAUAAUCGGACGCUGAGUCUGCAGUACAUCUUAAAGUCUUGGAUAUAACUUAGGGACAUCAUAGUAAAAUCUCUGGGAUAUGUUUUCUGAAAGUUGAUGUUACCGUGCAGAGCUCUCAAAAAAUUAAUUUCCACUCUCUACACUGCAUAUACAAGAUAUGAGCUUUUCCCUUUCUUCUUAUCUUGCAGUUUGAAUUUUUGGCAUUGAUUUAUACCCAUAAAUCCAUGACUCUAUUCAGUGUUUGUUUAACAGUUCUCAUCUAGACUUUAUCUGAUUCUACUCAGCGUUGCAUGACUGCCAGUUGCCCCACUUCCUGCAGCACAUAAAUUCUUCAGAAAGAUUUCUGUAUGUACCCACUAGUCUACAGCAGUUUUUCAUGUGAUAAACAGGUUUUAGAUUUGGGUUGCAAAGGAAGCCGAAGGACUGAGUCAUGGUGCAGAAGAAAAAGACACAGGAUGGAGAGAGGGGCAGAGGGAAGGGGAGUUGGGUGGAAGGAUGUUAUCACACACACAUUCAUACUUGCCAACAGCUUUUUUUGUUCUUUUGCCAAAAAUGACAUCUGUUAAAGCCGUGACUAAAAGUGAUGUAGGUAAUUCCAAUUUACUCCAGGAAAACAUUCAUUCGCAGAGGGGCUCUAUCUUAAGGCGUUUUGGUUGGCUACAGAUAAAACAUUGGCAUUACUUUUAAGCCCAGCACCCAGGAUGUGUGGGAACAUCCUGGGUGACCACAGGUGUGUCUUUAGUCAUAAAAUAAGGAAAGGAGGCCCUUCGAAAGUGUAGACUGUCCAUGAGUAAGUUCAUGAGCGCCAAUCUGACACAGGUUGACAGUAUGCUUCCACCAGUCAAAAAUCAGCAUGACUCCCGACAAACAAGGAGGUGUGGUAUGUGCUUCCUGUAGGCCAGAGAGCAUGGUACCAAGACAAAGUGACAGAAAAACUUUAAAGUACAAAAAGUUAUUCUGGGUGCAGUAGAAUCAAGAGAACAUUUGUUUCAGCUUUGAGUGCUUACUCACCUUCAGACCACACUGAAUAACAUUCUAAAUCACUGCAUGAGCUUCAUUAUGAGCUCAUAAUAGUGGGUUGGUCAGUUAGAGCAGUUAGAAAAAAGAAAGACAGAAAGAAAGAAACUGUACUAACUGUGAAAGACAGGAAGAUGCUGUCAUGUGUUUGACCAGAACUGUUGCAGAACUUGUGACCUGCACCUCACUUCGUGCCUAAUUUUUGCAUCAUUUGAAGUCCCACUCUGAUUGUAUUUUUUAUUUUUACUACUUAAAGUGUUCUCAGUGGUCUUUAAAUUGUGAUUAUAAAGUUUUUAGCCAAAAUCACCUCACCUGUGUCAUUUUCAAGGACUUUUCUUCUGUAGGGCUCCAGUACAUCAUUAGCAAUUUGCCUCUGAGUUGUGGGAGGAGACAGCGCUACUCUGCACUCUCCUUUAAACACUAGCUUGUAGCCUAACAUUGCCGGUGCUGCAGAAGAGGCAGGUAACACAGGAGCUAUUCAGCUUUUGGACACUAAUGUCUUUGGGGGCAUGAUGAAAGUUACUAUCAUAAUUAGCUUUCUUACGAGCAUUGCAAUCUGCUAUUGUCCUCUCUAUCUUCAGAGUCUGGCCUGCAGAGUGGGAAACCAGGGGUGGAGCUUGGAAUUGUGACAUAGAAAAUCUCACUGUGUCUGCACCUGCCGUUUGGGACUGUGAGAGGUUCACAGUGAUUUGAAUAAAGAGAUAUUUAUAAAUGCAAUUUUGCUCUUAGUUUUGCUAUGACAAAUGUACCCACCGUCAUCAGACUUUAUAAUUCUUCUGUAAAUAGUGGAUGACAUGAGACAUGACACGUGAGACUACAGACAAUUGAAUUUCCCUUCGGGGAUCAAUAAAGUUCUUCUUCUUCUGAUAUGUCCCGUAGCAUCCGGAAAUUGUCAUAUGAGCAUGUAGACAACAAGAAAAACAUUAUUUGUAUCGGAAUGGGUCUUUAAAUGAAAAAUGUGUUUGUUCAGUUUGCACUAUGCACUUCAGAGCCUUUUAAUUGUGCCCUUCAAGUUUCAUUGUAUAUCAGUUUUAUUCCAUCUCAAAUCUAUAAAACUGGUAAAAAUCUAAUAUUUACAAUUUAGUUCAUAACUGUACUCUCAGUUUUUUUAUAUUGGCAGAGCUUCAGCUGUGAUUACUUUGGUGUGUGAGUCCAAGGCUGCCUGCAGGGACAAAGUAGCAGUGAGUCAUUUAUUACUACUCUCUUCCUUGGAAAACAAUGUGCAGAGUGACACCUGCAAUAAUUCACCAGGGCAGGGACAAUGACCGCACAUGCGAGCCUGACCCCAUGGAUGUCCACACUCUGUGUGCAUUUAAAACCCCACCCAACCACAGUAAGUCAAGGGUUUUUUAAGUCUCUAUGUCUUUUCACUAAACUAUUCUAUGAAGUCGUAACAGAAUACUUUGACCAAUAUUAGAAUAAUACAUAUUUAAUGUUAUAGUUGAUUUAUUGUAAUAUGUAUAUACUGUAUGUAUUGGGCUUCAUUAUUUGUAAUCUGUGGGUUCACUUUUCACCACAUGAUCUCUUCAGUUUAUUAUUUGCACCUUUGACUGAGGAGAGCUGAGUAACAUAACAGUAACGUAUGAUAAAGGAACAUUAAUAAUUUUGUCAAUAUUGACGUUCUAAACAGGAUAUGUCCAGUGUGACCCACUAAAGCAGCAUACCUGCAGUGCACAUGGAGGCUCACCAUGAAGGUCAUUACGCAGCCCACUGUCUCCUCUGGGAAAUCACAGACUGGCCUAUUAAAAUGUGCUUUCAUUUAAACAAUUAACACCAGGAAUCAGCAGCUAUUGAAGCUUGAUUAAUGUGUCACUGUAAACUGUACAAGCUUUUAAUUGCUGUGACAUUCAAACAGUUUCAAUCUAUUGUGAUGUUAAAGCUGUGAGGCACCAAUGUGAACGUCUUCUCAUUUCCUUUUAUGGACAGAGACAUGAAAGCUCAACAAGAAGGCCAUGAUAAAAAUGAGAGUAUUGAUUGAUUUUAUUUCAUCCUACAAUGGAAACCCAGCCACUGCUAUUAACUGACCUGAGGGGACAGCAGAGAAGACAGGGCCUGAAUAUGAGAGCAAGAAGCAGUGAUAUCAUUUUUCUUUCUGUAUAAAGGAGAAAAAAGUAUUAUCUCUGUAGGACAGAAUAAUGUUACGCUGACUCAUUGAAAGUAUAAAGGCAGAGAGAAAAUUUUUGAUGUAUAUUGUAACAAUGACAUGUUAUGCAUUAUAACAGUCUUCAUAAUUGGGGGACAGACCCCAAUCCCAUUUCACUAUCUGAAAGGCAGCUUUAUACUUCGCUCAGCUCUUUACAAGCCUGUAGGAAUAACCAAAGGACGUCUCAGGAAGAGCACUUAUUACUACAGAGUCUUUAAUGAUCCAGUCUAUGCUGAGCAGAAUUGGUCAAGUACAACAAUAACUUAUUUUCAUUGAUGCUAGGAUCAGCCUUUUCUAUCCUGUGUCUUUGUAAGUUCAACCACUAAAGUUAUAUUCUACAAGACAUGGACCUUCGGGCUUCUCUGUUGUUAUGUCCCUUUUCAGACUCUCCUCUUCCGUCUCUCCUCUCCCUUCCUUCUCUCCCUGCUCUCCUCCCUCCUCCUGCUCCUCUCCCUGUUCCUCCAGCUCCUCAGCUCCUCUCCCCGCUCUCCUCUCCCCUCCUUCUCUCCUUGCACUCCUCUUUUCUUCUCCCGCUCCUUUCCUCUCUCUCUGUUCCUAUCCCUGCUCUCCUCUCUCUGUUCCUAUCCCUGCGUUCCUCUCUCCUCUCCCUGCCCCCCGCUCUCCUCUCUUCUCCUCUAGCUUCCCCUGCUUUCCCCUCUUCUCCUCUUACUCCUCUUCCUGCUCCUCUCUCUACCUCCUGCUCCUUUCCCUGCUCUCCUCGUUUCUUCUCCUGCUCCUUUCUUCACUCUUUGUUUCUCUCCCUGCUCUCAUCUCCCCGCUCCUGUCCCUGCUCUCCUCUCCCUGCUCCUGUUCUCCUCUCUCCACUUCCUGCUCUUCCCCCUGCUCUCCUCUCUCCACUUCCUGCUCUACCCCCUGCUCUCCUCUCUCCUCCUGCUCCUCUCCCUGCUCUCCUCUCCAUGCUCCUGUCACUGCUUUCCUCUCUCCACUUCCUGCUUCUCUCCCCACUCCCCUCUCCUAUCCUUCUCUCCCUGCUAUUCCCCUACUUCCCGCACUUUGCUGCACAUUGAGAUCUGAGCUGUUUGAGGGGAGGGCAGAGCACACUUUUGGUAUUACCAUGCAGAAAAAAACUGAGGAAGACACAAGAGGCUGCACAGUAUUGUUAGGUCUCAAUUAUCACAUUUUUAGCUUUGGAGAAAAGGUCUGAAGCUCUGACAUCCAGGGGCUGGUUGGAGUGAAGCCACCACUCUUCUUCAUCAGAAGGAGCUCAUUGGGGGGGCUGAUGAGGAUAUGUCCACUGCAUCUCCCUUUGGAAGUCUCCUGGGCAUGCUCACCUAGAAGGAGACCCUGGGAAACAUAGAUAAGCCCAAGAAGGAAUAAAGUAUCCAGACUGGCAUGGGGACAUCUGAAAAUAUCCAGGAAGACACAUUUUAAAGACGUGUCCAAUGGAAAAUCAUUGGUUAGGAACGUAUUCCAAAUAAUAAGCUUUCAGUCUCAAAACAUAUUAUUAAUGGUUGUUUCCAUAUAUAUCAGUCAUGGCCAAAGUGGAUGUUUGCAAAUGAGUCCCCUGACAUUGCAUCAGCACUGUCUAUUAAGAUUUUAAUGUUCAGUUGUAAAGAAACCCAUAAAUGUUUCCUCAAUAAAAUGUGCAGGCUGUAAUCAUGACAUUACAUGUUGAUGGCUGCAUGAAAACUUAAUAGGAUGUACCCUAACUCUAUGUUUUGAUAGCAAUAAGUGUUUACAUGUUUAUACCAGGAAGCAGCCAGCGGGGACAGAAAAAGGCUGAAACUAUAGGACAUUAAAGCAUUCAUCAUGGAAAAUGGAAACAUGCAUACUGUGGUUUAAUAUUCACAGCUGCAGCGAGGAUGUAUGGAAGCCUUUCUUGGAUGAGAUAAAUUAUUCUAUCCAUCAAAAACAUAAAUACUUAUCUCAUGCACAGGUCUGAGAUUGCACGGCGAUAUGUUGGCAGUGCACCAGAAGAGUAACUGUGACCAGAGAGGAUUAAGACGUCAGUUACUGACCACUCAUAAAUCAUUUUUGCAGUGUAAUAUACUAAAAAGAUGAUAAAAACCCCAGCCUCUGCUUUAAUAAGGUGACUUAAAGUAAAAUGCAUUGCCAUAAUCCAUGCAGAGCUGUUUAUGAAUACUGUCUUUCUGCUCUUAAUGUGUAAAACAUAAAACACAGUCAUCUGUCUUACACUUCCAUUGUUGUGCUGACAGCUUUUACUGCUUGCUCUUUUCCGCUCAGAUAAGUAGAGGAAGUUCGUCAGCAGAGGAUGUCAGAAACUUCAUAAAAGAAAAUAUUAUCUGAGUAACUGUUCUUUGUGUUUCAGCCAGGCUUGAGUAGAAAAAUCAAUAAUUCAUAGAAACACUGAACAAACUGUAACUUCUAUGGGCAGUUUAUUAUUCAGUGACUCAAAAUUUAUCAGAAUGUGUUAUUUUUUGGGAAGGUGUGAUUGCACUGUGGGCUGUAAUGUCAAAGAGAGAAAAAUAAAGAGUUUUUAAGCAAAGUUUUACCAAUAAUCGAGCAGUUGACAAAGAGAAUAGCAUAACUUGAACUAUUGUUUGAAAGUGUAGUACUGCUCAUUGUGUGGUAAUGUCAUUUUUUGUUUUGAUGCAAAUGCAAUGGUCAGACUCAUCAAUAUAAGCAUAAUUAUAGCCUGAUUUGGCAGACUGGAGAACUCCUUUUACAGGAUUAGUAUUUUAUUGGGACCUCCUGAUGUCAGUGUUAAGUGUGGUGCACUCACACGGGAUAAACAAAGUCUGUGAUUUAUUCGGUAAGACUGCUGAAGUGCUGCACAACAGGCACCUUCUCUCUUAACAGCGGCAGAGUACUGGGAAAUCUGUGAUGUCCAAAAUAAAUAUCCAAAGACUUUUAAAGGUUAUGUGACAAACCUGUCUUUUCUAUGAAAAAAAAAGGCAGAGCAGGCUCAAACUCAGAGGGCUCUAUUUUUGUGUUCGCUGGUGAGGCGGCAGAGGGUGGCGGACCCUGCGCAGUGGUAUUUUCGUCUGGUGGAGCCCGGCGUACAGCCAGUUAAGUAUAUUCGUGAACUGAGGCGCACCGAGGUCCGCCAAGCUGGGCGUGGUGGCGUGGCAGAGGGAGGUGUCGACAAAAUCAGCUGCCGCAGUGACAUUUUCAUGCUCGCCGGUGGCAUAUAAAAUGUGCUGAAAGCUCGCCAAUUUAAAUCUGGUCAGCUUUCAGCGCAGACAGAGCGCAGCUGGUCUAGUGGUAUUUUGGUCACAGUGUCAGGCACAUUUCAGUGCAAUAAAUAAUCAUCAACAACUAAUAAUCUGAGUCAGUUCUUUCACUGUUCCGCACUUUUGAGUUCACACAGCUUUAAAAAUAAAUUAGGCUCGACAUCGAGAAAAGUAGCUAUCAUCAGGUUGGGUAUGACUGAGUAUGUUUGUUGAAGCAGUGAAAAUAAAAAAAAUAAAAAACAUAUACAGUAUAUUUUAUCUGCUUAUAUAGUUUGUAGAAUUGUGUUUUUGAUUUUGGCUCAAUAAAACUACAUCAGCAUCUAACUUUGACAUUGCAUGUUGAAUGACAUUUCUUUUACAUUGUUGGGCUUGAGCCAAUGUGGAUGGAGCAAAAAUGAACAGUGCAAAUUCUGUCACCUUCUAUUCAGCUAGCUACUAUUUUAACCCCCUGCCUGGUACCAUAAUCACUCUUGGUGACAUUAUCUUAUAUUGUCAAACUUGUUAAAUACUGACACCACUUCAUUUUAUGUUAAUGCAAAAAGUGAAUAUAAAACAACACUAUCAAAUCCUCCUCCUAACCUUGAAAGCCUUCCAUAACCUUGCCCCUCCAAACCUGACUGAACUCCUCCACAUAAAUAGCCACUCUGCCCUCCACCUCUGGAUUUCCUUCCCACUGGACAUACGUAACAUAACACAUUGGCCUCAUUUAUCAAGCUUGUAUACGGCAGAAAACUCACGUACACCAUGCGUAUGCAUGCAUUAUUAAGUUGUAAAUAAAAUAAAAUAAAUUUGUUAUGUCCUUAGUGAACAGGCCUGUUUGAUGACUCUGCCCAGAAACACUGCCACAGGGCAGGAGCGCCAUUUUAACAUUGCGCGCACAUGCGCCACUGUGGAGCACUGCAUUUGACUCCUAAAAGGCAGGUGUCUCUGUCUUGGCCCAGCAGCGGGGACGUUGUUGUACCCUCCUGAAAGGGUGUGGGACAUCAUUUGGGCCAGUACAGUUUUGCACAAUGUUGCACUGGCGAAUGGAGUGCUGUUGGCUGUGCUGGUGCAACGUGAGGACCUGAUGCCCGGAGAACAAUAACGAGGAAAGACUCCAAAAAGGUGCUGUACAGAGGAGACAGGACCUUAUCGAUGGAUUCUGACAUGUAAAGUAUAAGUUUAGAAAGUGCUCUGGCUAUUUAAUCAGUGAAAUCCAAUAAUGCAGAAUCCAAUAGAAAUCCAUAAAAAUGUGCCUCAGGGGCAGCAACACACCAUUUGGUGAUGUUAAUAAUUAUUUUUGUUCAACCACUCUACAUUCUGCUCUACAUUACAAAGACGCAACAAAUUAAAACUAAAUACUUUCAAUAAUAGGAGCAACUUACCCUGUCUCAUGGCAAUAAAAAAAUAUGAGGCAUGUAUGAGAUAUUAAUUUAUCAUCACAAGCAACUUAUUGACUGAUGAUUUAUUCAAACUUCAGCCACUGUCCGCUAUUCCGCAGCAGCGCUGUUCACCGCCACCAUAAUCCUGCUCCAGACAGGAGUUUUCUGGACUGCUUUCAUACCAGUUUUGAUGAAAAUCCUUGUUAGUUUCCACCACAGAUGUAAGGAUAUCCACUUUCAGCUCGGAAAAGUUUCGAAUCUUUCAAAUAUUUCUCCUCUUUCAUGUUUGACCUCAGUGAGCAAGGCUUCUGAACCACGACUAUUUAGGGGCGUGACAUGUUAAUGACAAUUGAUUUCAGCCACCGCAUUUUUCAAGACCCGACCGUAUGUACACUGGGAUUAGUCAGAUACGAACCCUUUCAUAAAUCUCAUGUGUGUCCUAUCGUACGAUGAAUCCUGCACUCAGAUUUGCACUCAGUUCUACGCAAGAUUGAUAAAUGAGGGCCAUUGACUCUUUUUGAAUUACACCUCAAAACCCAACUGAUCAAACAAACAUACUCACCCAGACUGUUUCCCCCGUUUUUACAACUGUUACAUCUUUCAACUUGUUUUUUCACUGUUUGUUGUUUUCUGUGUCUUGUAUGGUGCCCUUGGGUGUUUUGAGAGGGGCGUAUAAAUAAGAUAGGAUAAGAGGAACUUAAUUGAACCCUGGAGGGAAAUUCAGUGUUUUGAAUAAAAAUUUAUUUUUAUUAUUAUUAUUAUUAUUAUUAUUAUUAUUAUUAUUAUUAUUAUUAUUAUUAUUAUUAUUAUUAUUAUUAUCAUUAUUAUUGUGUUUAAAUUAACAAAUAACAAAUUAUUAUUUUAAGACUUUAAAUAUUUUAAAAAUGGACUGGAACAAACAUCCUUCAAACCCUCCCUCAGGCUGUUCCUCAAGCACUUAUUUAGAUACAGAAAAGCCAUCUUAAGAUUUGAAAAAUGAUUUUUUUGAUGCAUUUAAGACUCAUUUUAUUCAUUGAGAUGAAAAUUAGACAGCAGGCAGAUAUCUACAGAGCCUGCAAGUUUAAGACACAAUAGAAACACAAAGCGUAACAUUAAUGUGUUAUUUAGCGGCACAACACACAGUAAUGCUGCAACGAUGGACAGGAAUAGCCAUAACUGGAUUUAAUUGAAGUACUGUAUUCAGAACCAUGAUUGCAAUAAGACAGGUGGAUUUGUGUGGUAUCAGCAGUGUUGUGAGCGUUGCAGCAGACUGUUGUGGUAAAGAGAGAGCUAAGCUGCAUGUUUAAGGUUUCGAUUUACCAGUCCAUCUGUGCUCCAACCCUCACUUGUAGCUAUGAGCUCUGGGCCAUGACUGAAAAAGUGACACAGCUCAAAUUAGUUUCCCCUGAGGCUGACCCACUCAUUUAAACCUUGAGCCUUGAACUAUGAAAUCUGGGGAAUGAGGAUCAUGACAACUAUUGAAAACUAGAGAGACACUAUCCAAGAGGGCUGUAUUCACCAUGAAUACUUAAACAUACAUAAGAUAGUGUUUUACACCCUGAAAGCAUGUUAAUGUUGUCAUUGAAAACACAUCAGCAUGUGCUCAAACCAUAAUUGAGUCUGAUGCUGAAGUUUAAUGAACAUCAAAGAACUAUAAAUGUUUGUGUGUGACAUAAAUCAUCAUGUAUUCACAGCAUUUACAAGCAGCAGUGCUCAAAUCUCGCCCCAUAACCUCAGGAGAUUAAAGGAAAAGCAGCUUUGACCGCUAUCAGAGCCAGCGUGAAAUAAUCAUUUCCUCAUAGAGCAGACGCCCUCCAUCUAGAGUUAUAAUUGCUUUAAUUCCAUGUCUUGAGCGGCUCCUCUCUAAAGCCAUCCUAAUCUGUCACAGGCUGUGCUGGAGCUUAUUACAGAAAUAUUGAUGGAGGAUUCAUUAACAUGGUUAUCAUUUUAUAGGCUAUUUCCUGUGGAACCUCCAGCUGCCAAAUGAAAUAGCGCUCAGGUUGACGGUCUAUCUGGAGAGUGAGGCAGAGGUCACAUCCACAGAGGUCAAGAGACAUGAGCACUGUGUCAUCCACUUCCUGUCAUGAUGGUAAAAGGACUAUUGAUCUCCCAGCCAAAUAUCUUUGAGCCGAUUACAUUGACCCGGCUCAUUUUGGGAAUUGGAAACUGGAAUUGCUGCUCCCUUUUCAUCCUCUCUCAGGUGAUAGGAAGCUUUGCCUGUAAUAACAUCAGACUGUAUUGUCUGGAAACGUCCACACUGUGAUCAAUAAGCACCUGCUCUGCUGUUCUACAAGAUUAUAUAGAGACCAGGAUUGAUCGAGUGCCCCCUUAUCAGGGUUCAUGCUCUGUCACCCUCCAUUAAGAAAGGUCUUCAGAUGAUGAAACAUGGGCUUUUAGAUGAUUUGUUGCACAAAAUAUAUGACACAUUCCUCCUUUUUUCUGUGGAUCACACUCCUUUUUCUUUUCGGAUUAGAGCGAACAGUAGACAUUUCAGGACUUGACUGUAAGUAGCUUGUGCAUCAUGCUUUCCUUCUUCCCACUCUCAUUAAUUGACAAUGAAUGAUGGUUCGUGCAGAGCUUUGCUAAGGUGGCACCUGAGUCUGUGACAGCAAAUGACAGCUUUUUAUUUUCUGUUUCCCUUAUGUGAAGGAGCCCUUCAUGCAUCAUGCAAUCAAGCUCCAAUUAGUAAUACAGUAUAGGUGUAGGUUCUCAUUUCCAAAGCCUCAGUACCUGCAUACUAAAGUUUUCAGGUUUUUGCAAUGGUUAAUGCUGUUAGUAAAAUAAAUAAAAGACACUCUUGAACCUGACACCUUCCAAAAUAACAGUGCCAGAUAUUCACAACCCCUCAAUGUGAUUUAAUAUUGCCCACAGCUCCUGGCAUGCACUUAUAGGUCAAUCCAAACAUAGACAUGAAAACAACACAACCAUUUGACCAUACAAGGACUUUAUAACAGUUCAAUUAAAGGCUAGAGGCAGAGCGUCAUGUGCUACGGUAAAUGACUCUGCUUUUGGUAAUCUGUCAUAAUCUGUCAUAAUAAUUAUGUGGCAACAGAGAAAAGCAGAAAACUGAAGAAAGUAUUUAUUUGCAUGAUUUCAUAUAAAAUUUUGCCACAAAUGUUGUUAAUAUUUUUGCAAGUAUAACCAAAACCCCUUAAUCUUCCCUGUCAUACUCAGAAUGAUGUGGAUAAUGUUUUUGAGGAUUCAUUUUCUCUUAUAAACACCCCAAUGAGACUCAAAUCUGCCUUGGCCUACAGAGCAUGCUCCACAGUGCACAUAUAAAAAGCAUACAUGUGUUGGAGGAAACUGAGUGGUAAGGAAGAGGAUGCUGGAAAUUGAAAAAGACAAAGCUUUCACAUUGAGCUGUAAAGUUGUCCAUGUUUUCACCAUUCCAAAUAUCACCAGUUUUCCCUCUGCCAACUUGUUGAUUGUUUUGGUGUGCAAUAUGGCACUGUAGUAACUAGCAGAUAGGGGGCAUGUCCUAACUUACCCUAACAGCCUGUAACCUGUUCUCCACUGAUGUCUGCAGGCCCGGGCAAAGACAGCAGUUCAAUUAAAUCACUUAAUAAAGCUUGAACUGUAUUGAUUUAGCUGUGCAUGUGAAUGAAAUCAGACCAAAAGCCCCUUGGUGGUAUCAAUAAAUACAGCCAGUAUCAAUAAAGUCAAAACCCACCAUGCUAGGAAGCCUUCCAAAGCCCUUAAUGCUGCAUGAGAAAAAGAGAGGAUGGAGGGGAGGAGAGUGAAAUCAGAGGAACAAUGAAAGUUGUGGUGUGGCUGGUGAGUUGUGAGGACCCAGAAGCAGACACAGAGACAGAGAUCAACUUAAGGUGUAAUUUAAUGUCCAAACAAAGGUUGUAAAUGCAAAAAGAGGAAGUCCUGUAGGCUGGCUGGCUGGCUGUCGUGUGGGCUGGAGACACUGCAGGAAAAACCAGAGGAGGGGUAGGUAAGUGAACAUGCACAGAAUCACGAGGAGCAAAGUUACAGAUACUCUUACAAAGAGGAAGGCCAGGAGACGCGUCUGUACCGCUAGGAAGGGUAGACAAUACUCAGGCGCUGAGACUGAGGGCUGCAGGCUUCUUAAAGUGCCUUGAUUGGAGAUGUGGAGCAGGUGUGUAGUCUCACUCAGCCUCAGCGACCUGGGGAGGGGAGGAAGCUCUGGAAGAGAGUAAAGCCGGACCAGGCAAACAAGGAAACACAGGAAGUCCAGCCAAAAUAAAACAAGAUGAGGAGGCGUCUCACCACAGAAAGUCACUCGAACAGAGAAAAAUGGAUCCUUACUCAGUCACUAAAGGAUGCCUUGAAACAGAUCAGACACAUACCUUGGUCCUUAAAAGAGACUAUAAAGAAGUGUUUGACAUGAGUUUCCUCAAAAAACUAAUAAGAAUAACUGCCAUUAAAUUAAUACAAUUGACCUCAAGUUUUGAUCUGUGCAUUUCCAGACUUAGACCUGACAAUACCACGAGAUAUAUAUAAUUGUCAAUGAUAUAUCUAUCUAUAUAUAUGUGUGUAUAUAUAUAUAUAUAUAUAAUUAUAAAUAUAUAUAUAUAUAUAUAUAUAUAUAUUUAUAUAUAUAUAUACAUUGUGUUGGAGAGGGCAUUUCAUGGUGUUUCAUGUAAAUCUGGAUUGUUCAUGAGUGCACUCUUACAGUACUUUUUCCAACUUACGCCCAAAGAAGUGGUUCAAAGAAUCACUGCAACAGCAGAUAUUAUUCAGUUUAAUCAGGCAUGUCAGUUUUUCCAUGAAGUAACCAAACCCUUUACAAAACACUGUAAUAAAAAGAAGCUACUGCAGGAUCAGUUCACAUCAAACCCCUGUUGCAAAAUCCCUCAGGAAUUUAUAUCUAGCUUAAUUAUGCACAACUAAUGGAUAACCAGCUGUUGUACCUUUGGGAUUUUUAGUGGUUCAGUGACAGCUGUCUAUUUUGGUCAAUGAUGAAUUCAGUCUCAGUCUUGACUAUCAUGUGAAGGUACUUCAGUAAAUGCACUGUGCUCUAUAGGCCAAUGAAAAUUUAAUAGAGAAACUUGCUGCAGUGUGACAGUCUGGGUACAGUGUAGGUACAGCAGGACUCCUGCUGCUUCAGAGAAUAAAAAAGCUCUGCUGCAUUGUGACUUAAGUGUGAACAAGAUUCCUGAUCCUAACAUUGCAUAAAAAAGGCCUUCGAAUCCCCAAGCAGCUGAGAGGUUGUUUUUACCGAGAAUGGAGCACUGGGCUGGGAUCAAGAGAAAUAAAGGUAGACAGAGUACAGUAAGAGAGGGCGAGGACACGAUUUUUAUUUUAAGGUAAGAGCAGCCAGGUUUAUUUCUGUUCUUGUUUUAGAAGACAGAAGAGAGUAGAAAGAAGUUAGCACUCUAUACAUGGAAAAAAUCUGAGUGAUGAAGUUGAGAGAAGAAUAGAUGAGGUUGGGAUUAUAGUUUUCGUGUGUGUGCGUGUGUGCGUGUGUGUGUGUGUGCGUGUGUGCGUGCUUGUGUGUGUGUACGUGUAGAGCAAUGUGACAGACCCAGGACAGGUGUAUGUGUGUUUAUAGACCACAGGUUCUCGCCUGCACACUUGCUUGUAAAUACUUGUUGACCCUGAAAUGAAGUGUCUGGCAUCUGAGAACAAUUUUGCAGCCCUUUCUGGAGGAGGGGCAUUACACCACUUACACAAGUCCCCACUAAGACUCUGAAAAUCAGCUGUGGACUCAUUUGUAUCAGUCUGUGCAUCCUGCAGCCUGCUUUUGUUGUAUUUCCCCCUCCUGCUGUGUCUCUUUGUGCUCCUGUCCUGUAAUGAUGAUGGAAGCAUAGGUUUUCAUAAAAGACGAGGGUGGUACAGCUCAGUGGAGGAUUUAGCAGAUCAUUUAAAUGCACAAACUGUAACAGGACCAUGAAACUUGGACAUUAUUUUCUUUGCUUUUCAUGGCUCUCAGGUGUCGACACAGACUUUGUGAGGGAGCCUUUUUUCUGCAGAGGUGUCAGUCUUUAUGAAUAAUUGUUGCACCUUGUGGCAGCAGGAAAUGGAACUGCAGGGCCAUCAGUUUUCAGUGUUCAGCCGGUGUCCUGGGUUGGAUGCUGACCUUGUAAAAUGAGCGAUAUACCUUUUAAAACAGCUGAAUCUGAUUGAUUGGACCGUGGUGCUGUCCCCCUGACAGUAAACAUUUUCAGCAUGCAGUCAUAUUUUUAACCUGCUGGCCAAACACAAGGUUAGAGCAGGAUGAUUCUGCAAAGGGCACUCCAAGAUCAUGAAAUGGAAACAUUUAAAGAUUUAAAUCUGAUCCACUCUGGUUAAAAGAAAUGUUUCAUGGUCAAAUCAUACAAUCCCAUCAGUGCAACAAUGGCAUUUAGUACAAACCCCAACCCUAUUGAAGAUGUGAUAUUGUGUAAACAAUUAUGAGUAGCCUUUUCCACCUAUAUUCAAUUAAAUACUCUACAAAGACAAGAUGUUUAACCUUCAAACUGAUAAACUUGAUCCGUUUUUGCAAAUAUUGGCUCAUUUUGAAUUUCUAAAAAGUUGGUUCAGGGUCAACAGAAGUCUGGGAGACUUGAGGACUGCUCCAAAAACACCUGUUUGGAUCAUUCCACAGGUGAACAUGUUCAUUGAAAGAAGAGGAGGGUCAUGACUGAGUGUAAAAGCAUCCCUCUUAGUUACUCCAUGAGCUUUCUCAGAUCACACAUCACACUCUUAGGAUGUAGUAAACUUUACUGUAGUCUGUUACAACUUUCUAGAUUAUUUCAUCUUUUCUAUCAGGCACAGAUUGGCACUUUCAGAGCAGAGACACAAGUUUUUUUUUUAAUGUGGAAAUACAAGUAUGACUAACUCCAAUCACUGUAGCUUCAUAUGACAGCUUGAUGUCUACCGUUUCAUGGCUCCUGGAGCAGAUCCCACUAAAUUAUACCUGAAGCACACCAUUUUAAUAUGAUUAGUUGUAGCUCUGCUUUUCUGCUGUGGAAAAUAUGUCCUUGUCCUUGAAAUUGAAUUGACUGCAGUAUUGUCCUGAGGAGACCGUCCUCAGGAGGCUCUGCUGCUGGGAUAUCAGACAGUGGGCACAGGACCAGGGUUUAGAGGCUUCACAGCGAUCAUGUCAAAACGGAUGCAUUAUUUAUCAUGGAAAGAGUUCUUCUGCAUCAGGAGCGUUCUGCUGUAAUGGCCUCCCCAAGGCCGGGCGAGGUGACGACCUGAUCGCUCCAUACCUCAGUGCUCUUGUCCUGCUGCAGGAGCGUGUUUGAUCAUGCACCAGGAAGACUCCAAAUGAGGAGGAUAAAUUAUUCAAACAAACCUGAAACAAAGCGCUCCUUGUUUCAUUCCCAGGAUCCAUCUCACUUUCUGCUGAGCCUUUUUUAACCAUUUUCUUCUCUCCUCUGUCUCUUGUCUAUCAGUUCACGUCUCGAUCCCUCUCGUGCUGAGCUUGUGAGACUCCAUCUGCUUGUCCAAACACAGAAAAUCAAUCAGGCUCAUUGAAGGACGGUGAACACAGACACCCUGAAGCUCUGUUCACAUGUUUUAGUUCUCGCUCUCAUCACCAGAGGAAGAACGAAAUGGUAUCCAUGGGAACAAAGAGGUUUUCCAUUUCUGGGAACCACAAUGUAUUUGCAUUAAUAUGUGCGUGUCUGUUUACACACACGCUGCAUGAACUCAUCUGCUGCAGUAAAUCCCAGUCAGAGAAGUCGUAUAAGGCUGAUAGAGUCAAUAGGAUGUCUGGGUGUGUGCUCACUGAACAGCCUGAGAGUAUAAUCCAUAUCUACAGCUCUCGCUCUGUCUCAAACAUUUACUCUACUCGGCCAAAAGCAUAUGGACAGAUAAGGAGAAGAAGAACAAAAUAUUUAAAAGUUUUCACAAACACAAAGAAAAUCACAAGAUUUCAGACCAGAUUUAGGGGAUUUCAGGACAGCCAAGAGUGCACAAAAUUACAGAUUUUAUUUUUUUACAGUGCAAAAUAUCAACAGCCAAGUGAGUUUAAUGUGAUACACAGAGAUAACUCUGGGUUCUUGUGCAAAGGUGUUUCACUUGAAGAGUCUCCCUUGUCUUUUAAUGCAUUGUUGGGGUCCCUUUCAAUGGACUUCCUUUAUUCAAUUGGGCAGGCAGCUGAGCUUGCACACCUCACUGCAGCCUUUUAGUCUGGUGGUGCAGUGGACAUCCCUGUCAUGACCCUUAGCAGUGAAGGACAACUUGACUUUAUGCACUUGAGAGCGCUAAAUCCUCGCCAAAACCCUGAGGUAAUCAAAAACUUUGAGAGGUUUUGCAUACAACCUUUUAAAAACCAAAUACAGAGACCAGGAAAUCUUCAGCAUUACUACCAUAUUGUAUUCAUUACACUUAGACCGUGUUUUGUUUUUGCUUUUGAACCCUUUCUCUUACCUUUCUCUUCUCUCUCCCUGACAUCCUUUCAAUCUUCAGAAGUUGACAAUCCUCCGGUUCAGCUGUGUGUUUACAACACUGAGACUGAAUACAAAUAUGGCAUCGUCCUUGUCAAGUCACUAAAAGUCAACAAAUAACCAGAUCAAGAGUUCCAUUAGCUGCAAACACCUAAUGCUCUCUGUCUAUUUACACUCCAUGCUGUUUCAUCUGGUUUUAGAGCUCAUGUUUAAAGCCCUGUGAGAUGCUGCGGCCCAGGUUUGGUGUGCACACGGUGUGGACAGAGCUGUUGUUCACAGAACUUUUAGGCCUGAGCCAGCAGACAGUGUUCAAAAAAGACCCUCGUGAAUGUCCUGUGGUGCAUUUCAAGGACCACUUUGGACUAAAAAAUGAGACACUUAAAAAAUGUUUAUCCUUUGACUCAUUGUCACCUUUCACCUUCAAAUCUCCGCUGUACCGGAGCCCUGCAGUUAGUGAGCUGUUUUCUUCUGUCUCUGUAGUUUUACUUUGGCCCUUGGAUGGUUUGGAUGUGAGUGUUUUAAACAUUCAGGGACCAAAUAAGACUCCAAAUAACAAGUACUAAACCGCAAGUUAAUUUAAUUGAACUGCACAUUUGAUUGGUUUGCAUUUUGAAGGUGUCUAUUUAUGCACUGCAUUUAUUUUGAUUGUGUUUAUUUGAAGUGCUUUAUAAAUAAAGAUGAGCUGAGAUGAAGUGAUCAACUAAGGUCGCUUUCACACCAGAGCUGUUUGGUCCGCUUUAAACGGACUAGAGUUCAUUUCCUCGGAUAGUCUGCUUCGUUUGGGCAGGUGUAAAAGCUCAUCUGAACUCUGGUGCAGACCAAACAAGCGAACUCUGGUCCACCUGAAAAUGUGGGUCUCGGUUCGCUUGCAAGUGAACCCUGGUUCAGUUCGUAUGCAGUGUGAAAGCUCACCGGACCAAACACAGGACCAAAUGUCAUAAUGACGCUAUACGCAGUGCAUACGCAGUGCAUCUUGGGUAGCGGAAGCACGGUGUCCCUUGUUGCAAUGGCAACAAGUGACCAUUGACAUUAGCAGUUGCUAGCUAGCUUAGCUCAAUUGUCUGAACAUCAAUAACCCAUAAUUUUACAAUUUGGCAUAUCUAAACAAAAUCAAAUCACAACUACCAACAGUCACAGUCCUUAAAGUCUGAGCUCAUAUGUUGUCACAUGUUAGAUCAUCAAAAUUAAAAAAAUAACAGGAUCAAUCCCUGACAAGCUACGAUAGCAUUAUAGGAACAGUUGCAUUCACUAAUGUUAUAGCAAUCCAUAAAAUAAUGUGACGAAGCACAAUACAAGACGGCUAGUCCACCCCUGUUUGUAAUUCGUGAGGUUACAUACCCUCAUACUUCGUCCAAUCAACGAGCGCCCCUUUCAACCACGUGAUGCUGCUCGGAAAGUUCAGUGUGCUUUAGAAAUCACAGUAUGAAAGCAGAACCGAAACAAGUGAUAAAUGCAACAGUGUUGCGACUUUCAGCUCCCUAAUCGAACGGAGUCUGCUUGUUCAGGUGUGAAAGCGACCUAAGAAGACCUGCCCUCAUGACAUCAGGUGCAGAGACUGUGGAGAUGGAGCUGUUGAAAGAGGCUUUUGUGUGUUUUGCAGGUGAAGAGUUUGGGCAGAAAGGAGACUGACAGUAGGUAAAAAAUAAAUUCCUGAUUACAGGUUGAGCUAAAGCAAAGUCAUCUGAGAUAAGAGAAAGUACAAUACAAGGAGAAAAAAGGUGAAAUGAAACAGACCAUUCCCACAAAAUUGUCCCAAAUCAAUUUGAAAAAGCUGAAAACAGUCUGCAGCUCUUGAGGAUGGGUUUUAUUUAUAGCUUAGGAGGUGCUGCUGUGUCCUCUGUGGUGUGGGGGAACUCGGGCCACUGUCGCACAAACUAGACAGCUGGUCGUGCUAUAGGGGAGGGACACAUCAUGAAAGAAGAAAACCUCAGGUAGAAAACUAAGAGUAGCGAACAGAUGAAAGGAAGAUGACAUUCAAGUCAGUUUUAUUUUUCUGUAUUCCACAGUAGCUGUGAGUUGUCCACAAAUAUAGACCCAGAUAUAAUGACGCUUUAUCAACGUGUUUUCCUGCCCCUUUUUUCCAAAGGUGUUAGAUUUGAACAAAGUAAAAAAAAAUAUAUAUAUAUAUAUAUAUAUAUAUAUAUAUAUAUAUAUAUAGAUAGAUAGAUAGAUAGAUAGAUAGAUAGAUAGAUAGAUAGAUAGAUAGAUAGAUAGAUAUGUGUGUGUGUGUGUGUGUGUGUGUGUGUGUAUAUAUAUAUAUAUACAGUAUAUAUAUAUAUAUAUAUAUAUAUAUACAUUCAUUUAAACAAAUCAGGCCCUUUGUGUGAAACUAUGCUUUUAUUUUAAAGUAUCCCACUUCUGGUCGCUUGUAAGUCAUUGAACUGAAAGUGUGUUUGGAAAAUGUAAAUGUCUCUUUUAAUUAUUAACCUGAAGAGGCACAAGCUUUACAGUUUUUUUUUGGAUUUACAAUAUACCUUUUGAAUGUGUCUCAUUAUCUCAACAAAUGCUACAGCUUGCUCACCAGCAGCUGCUGCUGCUUCUUUAUCUGACUUCUGUUUUAUGGCAUUUGGUAACCAGCACAAAGAACUCACAGUGUUACUGUAUGAUUAUUCUAAACACAUUUUCUUUUUUUUUUUUUCUUUUUGCUUGUUUGUUUAUUCUGGUCUAUUGCAACAGCUCUGUUAUAUAUGUAUCACAAUUAGCUAAACACAUUGGUAUGAAUGUGCUCUAAUUUACAAUAACUUAUAUUUAAUCCAUAAAUAUGAUAUGAAUACAUGGAAAUUGUAACCUGAGAUAUGAAAGUGCAGAGCUACUAUCAUGCUGAAGUGAUGGAUGAUUUUGACAAACUGGCAUUAAAGGGUCUGACCGCCUCUGGAUUAACAUCAGUGUGCUGGUGUCUCCUCUCAGCCUGGUGCUGUUGUAGUGGUCAGUAAGCUGCUGCAGUUGAUUCUCUGAGUCAGAACCAGCUGAAGUGAACUAGUCUCUGAAAAAAAGAGCUGAACCGUCAGGAUUUGGGUUCCUCUGUUGAGAAAAUCAGUAAACUUGAUUCUUGCCAAACAUUCACUCCAGUUUCUUUCUUAACUUUGUAUUUGCCAAAGUCAACAGAGAUAAUUGAUCGUUAAAUAUUUCAAUCCUUGCUGCACCUCAACAGGCCUGCAUUUCCCAUACUCAUGCUUUAUUUAUGAAUGAGUCACAGUCUGAGUAUUCAAGGCUUGAAUAAAUUAAUCUGUGUGUCCAGUCAGUGAAUGCAGAGUGUACUGUAGAGAUAUCUGCACUUUUCAUCUGUGUCACUGAGGAACCAGCGGAGCAAGCGGCAAACACAAGGACAUGACAUGGGUAGAUUACAUUUAUAAUACAACUCUCUAAUUGUGGUACUGGUCUAUUUACAUAUUUCUAUUAAGUAAGUGAUUAUAACUUUCACUGUUUGUCUGCUUCGUGGCAAAAAUAUUUAAGAUGCGCAUUUUGUUGUUCUUCCUUUGUUGACUGCCCAGAGUCGUUUGCAUGCACAGUUAAGUCAAGCACUGGUUAGAUAUACUGGACUGCUGUUAUCUGCUGCAGUGAGUGGCGACUCAUUGGGUCACUAAGUGAAAAGCUGGGCAGAAAAGGGUUGAAUGAAGUUGUAUGUUGUGUUUUUGGUGUGACAUGAAUCAAACUAGUUUCAGUGUCAGCUCGCUUUUCAGAGCUAGGUGAACGACACAGCGUAGCUCAGCUUUUAUUUCUUCACAGACCUACCUCUGACCGGCUCAUGUAAACUCUUAAAACACUCGGGUAUAUGUCCAAUCUGAAAGGUGAUCAGACAUCUGCAAAUACUCUCAUUAUAUUGAAAACCUGAAACACCUCAGUGUGAGCCCAGGAAUGGAACGCUCUGACCUGCUGCAAUGGGAUCACUCUGCAGGGAGUGCUAUAAAUAUAAAAGUUACAGUCUGUGGAAAACUGACAAAAGAAACAACAAAAAAACACUAUGUGCUAAUGGACUACAUCUGUGUUACGCUGAAGUGGAAUAGACAAACAUUCAGAUGUUUUCAUAAGCUACUGUUUUUCAAUUAAGCUGAUUUUAAUACAAAUCUUUGUAGAUCUGAAAUUACCAUCCAAGUAGCACCACAAUAUGAAGAAUUUAUCAAGAAGUUUAAUCUUUGAGGGUGAGUGGAGGACUUUAACACACAGAACAUGGACUUGUGAGGACAAUGAGGUUAUGUGGGGUAGCUCAAGCUUUAGAGGGUGAAACAUUGGGAUCUUACACAGGCAGGAAAGUUCAAGGUGUUUUUUCUGUGACAAACAAGCAGAAUCUUUUUAUUUGCCAGAGGGAGGGGUAAAUGCACAGGAACAGGUACAAACACUCUGAGGUGUUUCUGCUGUAAGGAAACAAUGAAUGAUGGAGUUUGAGCCUUUCAGAGAAAAGAAAAUCAAUGUCUCCAGCCUCUCAUCCUGCCUCUAAACCUCAUCAAACAUAAACAAAGCAGGAAUAAGGGAGUGAAAGACUGAUGGGGGGGUAAAACAGAGAUGGACGGAGUCAAAGAAAGUUUAUCCAGAUGUUUAUUGUGUGAGUGAGAGAAACACAGACAUUUGGCAGAGAGUCUCGGGCCUGAAACAUGAGUAAUACAUGUUAUAAAACAGAUCCUGUGAGCCAAGAAAAAGGCUAAGCAGGUUAUUUCUGGAUAAAAAAGACAGCUGAAUGUUUCUGUGUUUUCCGUCCAUGGCAGUAUUAAACUAAAUGUUGCAUACUGUCGGUUCUCAAAGAGUAAGUGGGCUAUGAGAAAGCGAGGACUUUAAUUAGUCCACCAUGAAGACCAGUACAAAUGACAGGGUAUCCAGGGAAAAGCGUAAAUGGCUUGUGAGUCCAAAACACACACACAAAUCAGAAAUCCCAGAUGGACUGAGGCUGAUCUUAAAUCCCAUCAGUAGCUCAUUUGCAUGUCAUGAAAACAAAAUACAACUUCUCAGACUCCAGUCCCAAAGGACAGAAAAGUAUCCCCCUCAUGAAGAUGUGUUUUUUUAAAAAGAUAAGAAAGAAAUGUGCUCAAGUUAAUUUUGGAGCCAUUUUAAGAGCAAAUGAAGUAGGUCACUUUGAUGAAAUAUCUUUUGUGUAAAUGUGCUUUGCUUCAGGAAAACAUCACAACAUGCUUGAAAGAUGCUGAAGUGAACAUAAAAAGGCAAACUCACCGAAGAGAGUGUCUCUCUUGGUUGGACUCCAACGUUGUGGGAAUGUGAUCUUAGUUUACUCAAAAGUUUAUGAUUUAGGAACAAACAACACAAGCACCCUCAGAACAACUUUUAUCAGUCAUGCUUCACACAGACCUUUCUUUUUGCAUUCAAGUACAAUCAUCAUGUCCUAUAGAAGGAGAAAGACAGCAGAGGGGAAAUGUCCAUGCAGAUCCUUUUAGUGGAGAUGCCAACAUAAGUUGAGGUAAAAAAAAGAAGUGAAAAAUGUAUCCCAACUACAGGCGACACCAAAGUCCUAAAAAGUCAUCUUUUUCGAAAUGUCAUUGCCAGAGAAGCAGUAAUAGUAAUCAUUACCUAAAUAAAUAGUCUGACUUCUGUCUCAAACUCAUGGCAAUCUAUAUUAAACUCUUGCAAGAUAAAUAUUUUUCCUGAAACCACCAACUGGACUUUUUAAUGACUCUAUAAUAUUCUGUUUCUUUUUGAAGUUGCUUCAGUCUGUGAACUUUUUAUGGUUCUCAGUAGUUUAAAGCGUUUUUUUGUUCAGUGACACCAGCUUUAAAGUCUAGUUUGAACAAAAGAGAAAAUUAGUUUUAAAAGUUUAAUGAGAGUAAACUUAAUUUUAUCAAUUUUGAUAUGAAAAACUUAUUUCCAAAAUUAAGUGACAUCCCUAGAUCUUGUUGUAAUAGAAAAGAAAUGCAGACUACAGUCAGAGAGCGAGGGCCUGAACAUGCUCAUGAGUCAGUCAGACUUAUGAAUGCAUCCACACUGGAGCAGAUCAAAUAAGUCUUUUGUAUGUUAUCAUAUAUUUUCAGGAACUUCUGCUCUCUGGUUGUCCGACAGAUAGCACACAGUGGCAAGUGUCGUAGACUUUGUAGACAGACUGUGGGUUAUAUAGAUGAGAGAACAUUUCAAGUACUCAUGCACACCUUCUCCUGCUGAGCCAGCAGGACCCUCUAGAGUUCAGGUCCUCUGGAGAUUAAGAGUCUUUAUGGGACCUGAUGACAGCAAUAAUUGCCUGACACUGUGGAUUAGCCUCUGUAAGACUCAGCCAAAGCGCCUCAGAUAUUUUACUUUCAGACUCUUAAUAAUGUGUUGAUUCGCGGCAUGUUGCUUCUCAAUUACAGCUGAGCAGAUGCUUAAUCAGAACUCCACUUUCUUGUUGUCAAAGUGAAGCACUGAAAAAUCUCAUAAACAUGCUGCCAGUCUUCAUCUUUCACACAUAAAUAGAUUAUCUGCAGGAAUUAAGUUUAGAUUCAGAGCUGUGAGGCAUUAUGGAGACAUAUGGAGAAGUGGACCCAGCUUGUUGAAACUCCAGAGUACACAAAGGACAGGAUGGGGAAGGGAUGACUUUGGGGAAAAUGAUGGACAACAGAUGAACAGUUAGCCACAAAUUGACAACAUCACAGGUGACAAGUGAUGGGAAGAACAGUUGUUUUGAAUCUUUAAAAUCCAUUCAUUAAAACGAUUUGUUCAAAAGAUUCGUUCACUGAAUCAGUCAGUGUUUCGGAGCUCCGUCCUACCAGUGCAGUACACGAGUGGGUGACACAGCUGCGAGUUCGUUCAUUGAACGAGCCCCUCCCCUGCUGCUGAAGUCACAGCAUCGUUCACUGUGUGACACAUGUCGUUCAUUCACCAAGUCCUGAAGGAAGAAUCACUCUCCUGCCCUGAAAAACUCACCUCUCUGUAUGUCGCUGUUAACGGAAACAACACAGCAGCAAGCAGCACGCCUGCUUGCUGCUGUGCGAGUCGUAGUUCUUUUAUAUCGCAGAAAAGUGGAGAGAUUAAAAAUAAAUAAACAUUGCAGCUGUAGCGAGGAUUCUGAUACUUUUAAAGAUAUCAAAUAGUGUAUUGCUUUAAAUCAGCUAAAAUUAAAUCCUUCUCGCAGGAGAGUUUAUACACAUGUAUUAAUGUAAAGGCACUAUAAUGACCUGUUUUAUCUUAGCCUCAGUGAACGAACCGGUGCUCGGCAGGUUGUAAACGAUGCUACACCCUCUCCCUCUGCCUGAGUAAAGUAAUUCAGAAGUCAUUCGUUUCAUUCACCAUGUCAUUCACAGACAGACUGAUACAUUUCGUUCACUGAUGUUUCGUUCACUGACUGAUACAUAUUGUUCAUAUGCUGUGAGUGAAUCACAAGACUCCAGAAAAAAAUAAAAUACAGACAUAAAAUAAUAAAAAAAUACAGAAAAAAAUCUGUAAAAUAAACAGUAAAAUUCUGUUAUAUAACCUUUUUUUUUUUUUUUUUACAGUGUAUCUUUACUGUAUGCAUUUACCUCCACAGCAAAGAGCAUCUUCUUUUCUAUUAUCUAAAUACACCAUUAUAUUUAGUAUUCUAUUUAGGCUUCACACAAGUUUAUAUGUUCAGGUACUCUCAUGCUGCCUUAAGAAACCUUUUGUCGGUAAAAAUAUACAAGCACAGUAACCGUAAAAAAAUAGUAUCCUUCUUUCUUUAAUGAGAAAAAUCACAGUCGUCUGUCAAAGAUUAUGUUGACAGGAAAACAAGCAGGAACACCACAGAUGCCUGCCACAUACAAAGGCCCACACACGUGCAUGUGCACAUGCAAGCACACACAUAUGCACUUCAGGCAGGUUUAGGUAGGAGAGCUAUAAUGAAGCAGAGCAGAGUUUUAGAGGAAGGAUCACCUCAUUAGUUGAAGCUGCAGCUGUGUCUGUAAGCCAUCACAUGUACGAGUGAUCAGCAGGAUUUCUUAUUUGCUUUUUGUCAACAAAACAUCUAAGGUUGGGCAAUCCUUAGAGCAGCUGAGUUCAAGAGAAAAGGGAUGUGAGAAAUCAAACUUCAUCAUCUCUAUUUUCUGGAGCCAAAAUAAACAUGCCCACAGCUACAAACCAGAUAUAAAAUGCCCUCUUAAUUUUCUUGUCUGGUAUUUAUGGAGUAAAACUCUCUGACUGGACUGACCUUGGUUUGCCUGUGUGAGAGCAUCAGGUCUCAGCCAGCCGUGUUCUGGAUCUUUUGAGAGAUUACCGCUGAAGGUUGACUGUUAAACCUACAGCACAGCCUCAAAACAUUUCCUCUAAUCAAAGUGUAACCUCUCCCAUGUCAUUAUUAUUAGCACAGUCAGAGGAAACAGGUGAAUAUUUUCACAAUAUAAGCCUGGUUGUCUCAGAGGGGUGUGUUUGGAGCCCAAAAGCCUCAGAGACCUUGACCUUCCGGUUCCUGCCUUAACAAGACUAACAAAUUAGCUGCCGUGCUGAUGAGUAUUCAGAGCUGAUUGGGAGGGGUUUCAACACUGAAGCUAAUUUUUAAACUUAAAGAUUUUUAUUUAAGCCUAUAGACGGCUGAUGGGGAGGUAAAGACCUGAAAUAAUAAGACAAAGAAACAAUAUAAGAGCUUUUAAUGUACCUGAACAGGGCAUCAGGGUCACUGAGUGUUUCCAUGAAUAUGAAAAUGGUGUGAAUAAUAUGCUCUGACCUCCAAUGUCACUGUACUAAGAAAAGUGUAAUAAGCUGAUAUUUCUAUGGCAGUGUGAGCUCCACAGACAGUUUGAUGAAGCUGAAACAAACUCUGUCUGCCAAAGAAGUUCCUGCAGCCAUGCAGACAGAUUCUUCAGGAUAAGUGCAGAUACUUAAACUCCAGCUCAUUUUCUGUUUCUAAUGACAAACAUAAAAACCAAGCCCCACAAAAAGACUCAGACUUGUUCUCUACUCUUAAUUAAUUCCAUGUAACCUCCCUGAUCUCGUGUACUUCCAGCAGAUGUGUGUGUGUGAUUGAUUUAAAUUUUACCACCAAAGAACAGAGGAUGAAUGAGGCCAAAAACGUGUUGGAGGGAGGAUUUCUAAUUACAUAGCAAUUGACUCACUUGUUGUGAGCAUUUGAAGUGUAAAUCGUAAAAAAAAAAUAGUAAUGAAUAAAAAAAAAAAACUCAAUAUAAGUGUUUGUUUAUAAACACAAAAGACCCUUCAGGGGAGCUUCAAUUCAUAGGGCUCUACUUUCGUGCUUCGCCAGAGAUGCGGUGCAGACAAGGGGCUCUAUUUUCGUUCGCGCCGGUGAGGCGGCGGAGGGCGGCGAGCCCCGCGCAGUUGUAUUUUCGUCUGGCGGAGCCCGGUGUAAGGCGAGUUUGGUAUUUUCGUGGACUGAGUCGCACGGAGGCGAGCCGAGAUCCGCCAAGCUGGGCGUGGUGGCGUGGCAGGGGGAGGUGUUGACAGAAUCAGCUGGCGCAGUGACAUUUUCGUGCUCGCCACCAGCGUGUAACGUGCGCUGAAAGCUCGCCGAUUCAAACCUGGUCAGCUUUCAGCGCAAGGCGGAACGCAGCUGGUCCAGUAGUAUUUUGGUAGACCGGCGGCGUAUCGACAUACGUCACCGAUGCCUCACCGGCAGGUUUCCACAGUGUCAGGCACAUUUCAGUGCAAUAAAUAAUCAUCAUCAACUAUUAAUCUGAGUCAGCACAUACAUUUAGAUCUAUAUCGAUAUAUUCUGAUCUAUAUCUGAUCUGAUGAGCGCGUUUGGCACGCGUUUGGCACGCGUUUGGGCACACAACCUGACCGAAUCAAUACAGCUGAAACUGCAUCAAAUUAAAUUAAAUAUCUAGUAAAUAAACACACAUGAUGAAGUUAACAAGAUAUGUAAUGUGUCUCCCUCCUUUUCUUUCUUCCUCUUAUUUCUCGCAGAGCUCGACCUGGACACGUCUCCGUGUCCUCUGUCCGUCUUGCUGCAGCUGCUGCGGCUGAACAGAUGAUUUGUUUCAGUGCUCAGAUGCGUUAUCUACUUUAAGCCGACAUACGGAUAUUAUAAUAUUCAGUUUUGUGGGCCAAAUUUAUUUUAUAUGCCAACAUCUAUGAAAGAAAGAGCCAGGCCACGGAGCGCGAUGCGUCAUUUACGCACAGAUGGUUCCGAUUUUAAUGCCAUUUUUGGAGUUUAUGUUGUGAUCUGUGCGCUAAACCCACCUUUGUCACGUGAGGUUUGAAUAUAUGCAACUUUAUGUGAGUGUCUUUUUUGUGGAAAAGGGUGUUUGUCUUACCAGUGGGUCCAACAUUACGCACACCAAAUCCAUCUGUGCUCAGAUGAGAGAGUGUGGAGGACACUUGUUGAGCAGCUGCCCUCUGUCGCCAUCGUGUGGCAUAACUGUCUUCAGACAUCUCUUGAUCUCUUUGACUACUUCAUGGAAAUAGUAUUACGCCUCGCCGGUGGCGGAUUUAAAGGCAAGGAGAGGAGCUUAUGUGAUUGGUGAAAACAGGUCUCGGCUGUGUUAAACCGACUCCACGCCCUCUCUAUGACUUAUGCUGCCGGGAGGAGCUGAGUUAGGGAGGGGGGAUACUUACGCCGGGCUGCGCGGCUCAUCAAAAUACCAAAAUGUGCUCGGGAACGCCUUGUCAGCGCGGCGGAUCUGAUUGACGCUGCGCUUGCGGCACGUCUUCGGCGAGGCACCAAAAUAGAGCCCAAGGUGUUCCCAAGCACAAUUUGGUAUUUUGGUGAGCGGCCCUCCCUAACUCAGCUUCUCCCAGUGGCGUAAGUAGUAGAGAGGGAGGAGAGAGGGUAUGGAGUGGGUUUAACACAGCCGAGACCUGUAUUGACCAAUAACAUCAGCUCCUCUCCUCGCCUUUAAAUCCAUCACCGGCGAGGCGUAUUACAAUUUUUGUGAGGUAGUCAAAGAGAUUAAGAGAUGUCUGAAGACAGCAAUGCCACACGAUGGCAACAAAAGGCAGCUCCUCAACAAGUGUCACUGUAAGCGCAGCAGAGAGCGUCCUUCACACUCUCUCAUAUGAGCACAGAUGGAUUUGGUGUGUGUAAUGUUGGAGCCACUAGUAAGACAAAAGCCCUUUUCCACAAAUAAAGACACUCACAUAAAGCAUAUAUCCAAACCUCACGUGACAAAGGUGGGUUGUGCGCAGAGAUCACAUCGUAAAUUCCAAAAAUGGCAUGAAAAUCGGAACCAUCUGUGCGUAAUUACGCAUCGCACUCUGUGGCCUGGCUCUUUCUUUCAUGGAUGUUGGCAUAUUAAAUAAAUUUGGCUCACAAAACUGAAUAUUAUAAUAUCCGUAUGUAGGCUUAAAGUAAAUAACUCAUCUUGUCACUGAAACAAAUCAUCUGUUCAGCCGCUGCAGCAGCAGCUGCAGCAGCACGGGGAGAGGACACGGAGACAUGUCCAGGUCAAGCUGCAAGAGAAAUAAGAGGAAGAGGAAGAAAGAAAAGGAGGGAGACGAAUUACAUAUUGUGUUAACUUCAUCAUGUGUGUCUAUUUACUAGAUAUUUAAUUUAAUUUAACGUUUCAGCUGUGUUAAUUUGGUCAGGUUGAGUGUCCAAACGCGUGCCAAACGUGCUCAUCAGAUCAGAUAUAGAUCAGACUAUAUCUAUAGAUCUAAAUGUAUGUGCUGACUCAGAUUAUUAGUUGUUGUUGAUUAUUUAUUGCACUGAAAUGUGCCUGAAACUGUGGAAACCUGCCGGUGAGGCAUCAGUGACAUAUGCCGAUACGCCGCCGGUCUACCAAAAUACCACUAGACCAGCUGUGCUCCGCCUGGGCUGAAAGCUGACCAGGUUUGAAUCGGCGAGCUUUCAGUGCACUUUAUACGCCACCGGCAAGCACGAAAAUGUCACUGCGGCAGCUGAUUCUGUCGACACCUCCCCCUGCCACGCCACCACGCCCAGCUUGGCGGAUCUUGGUGCGCCUCAGUCCACGAAAAUACCAAACUGGCUGUACACCGGGCUCUGCCAGACAAAAAUACCACUGCGCGGAGUCUGCCACCCUCCACCACCUCACCAGCGGACAGGAAAAUAGAGCCCAUAGUCAUAAAGGAAAAUAAAGUGGUACUAAGUCAAUAUAUGAAGAAGAUCAAUUCAUUAAUUUAGUCGACACAUCUCGGCUUUCUGCUUAGUCUUUUCAGAGUCCUGAUCCCUACAAAAAUGUAGCUCUAAGGAGACAAAACAUUAGGUACACUUAAGCCAGAUGCUCCACAGUCCAUUAGACCUUAGCACCACUUUAUUCUCACAACAUGAGGACUUUAUUUUCCUAAUAUUAUGAAUUUAAUACGAUUUUAUUUUUUCAACAAUGACUUUAAUCAAGUCACAUUACAACUUUUCAAGUUUUUCAUACAUUUUGUUUCUUGCAGUCUUAAAAAAAUGCUUCAGUAUGGCCCUAAUACUGCAUUAAAUGAAGAAACAGUUAAAAAAAAAAAAGUGGAAAUAAAACAAAAUUAAAAUUAAACUGGCAGGAUCUAAAAUGUGGGCCUACCCCCGCUAAGCCCCAAAUACAGGCAGGUUUUCUCUUUCCGAGGACUUCUUUCCUCAUGAAGUGUAAAUUCUUGUACCAGGUCAGUCAUGUGAUAAGGAUAAUCAUGCUAAGACAUUCCCCUGUUUCAUGGUAAAUGGUGCAGCAUUUUUCUUCUGCUCCUGAUCUGUCUGCAGAUUUUACAGCUGAUGCAUGCACACGUGUUUUAUCAAUUUUUAAUGACUCCAUUCAGUCAAAACUUUGAAGGUCACUUUAUUUGCUCAUUCAUUUCUGUACUUUAAAUUUCAGAUCAUUUUAUAGAGUCAUAUGUCAUUCUUUUGUUUUACUACCUUGGAUUUUAUCAAAAUUUGUUUGUUUUCGAAUUUUAUUCUUUGUGUUUUAUGUCCAGGAAUUGAUUAUUAUUCAUUUCUUCAUUUUUAUUUUUAAGCUUUUUUAUAAAUUAAUGUACACAGGUGUUCACUUAAUAAAAAACUCUCCCUGUAUAUCUUGAUUAAUGCGAUAAUAACCUCAUAAUUAAAGGCAAAAAACAGGGGGGAAAAGUCUUUCAUAAAUGAAUCUAAAAAUUUUACCCCUAAUGCAAGAAAAAAAAAAUCUCAUGGCAUCAACAUAAUAACUUGAUUUAGUAAGAAAAAGAGAGCAGUGAGUGUAAGACACUUCCAUAGUGAUAACUGAAUUUAUGUAUUUUCUAUAGCUACUCCUGGGGCCUCAUGUAUCAACGCUUGCGGCGCAAGAAAACCUUGCGUACGCCAAAAUCGGCGCACACGUCCAGAUUUAUCAUCGCGAAACGAGCGUCGGUUCCAGCGCUAAUCAACGCAAAGUCAGGAGGUGGUGUAGAAAUUGGCGUUGAGCUGGAUACUUGCGUUGACUGUGAUUCGCACUUUGGCGACGCUGUGUGGCGGUGUUUGGUGACUCACUAUGUGACAAGCGUGCACCACAUCCCCGUGGCCGGGCAGCACGUCGCCCCACAUGACGAACCAGCAGCAGACGGAGGGAUGCGAGCUGAUCCCUGCCGGGCCGCCGUCCUCGCGCGGGAGAAUCUCAUCGCCACAGUGUGAAUGGGUAAGAAGUGAAUACACAGUUCAAUGAGCCAAAUUAAUUUAUUUUCUCCACCAGACGCUCGAGGAAAUUUACGAGCCGGUCCAGCCGCUCGUUGAUCCCCGCGAUCCCCCUGAUGAUUUCUUCCUGCGAUUGCAGGACCCCCUCCGCGAGGACCCUUCCACUGCGUCCGGGUGGUCCAGCGGAAGCGCCGCGGCUGGUGGACGCUCCACCGCUUGUCGGCGCGCUGGUGCUGGGGCCGGGGGCGGGGGCCGGGGUGGCCCGAAUGCCGCUGGUCCUGGCCGACGACUCCGAGCCGGCGGACGGGCUGCCGCGGGCCAGGGUUCCGCAAGCCGGCGACACGGCCGACACAUUGAUUUCUGUGACACAAUAAAAAUAUUGGUUCAUUUCAAUUCCUGCUUCUGUGUAUCUGUUGCGUUUACAUCUCUCUCCACGGUAUCAUAGGUAAUGUAAUCCAGUAUUUCGAGGUCAGUUAUGCACAUUACAGUUGUUUAUUGCAUAAAAAGUUAUCGAAAAAUGAAGUUAAGGGCGAAGUAUAAAUCACGUCUAAAAAUAGACUGAAUCCCGACGUUGAAAUGAAGUAUAAACUUAGACUAGACGUCUAAUAUACGUCUUUUGCUCAGUGGGAUGACAAAGCAUGUGGACAUUUGUGUGACACGCCACUUACCCUAUAAUAAUAAUCGCCACCACCCGCUGCUCAAACGGCGUGAGGGUCUCCUCCCACGGACCCCCACCUGUCUGGCCGGUACUCCUCCGGAGGGCAGCUGUACGCCGCUUGACCUCCACCUUGAGGUCCGACCACUUUUUUUUAAUCUCCGCGGGGGUGCGUGUCUCGGAACCCACCGCAUUCACCCUCUCGCAAAAUUUCUCCCACUCCAAGUGUUUUUGUUUUGCACUGACGCCACUGGACAGGCUGCCAAACAAAACACGCUGUCGCUCCUCCACCUCCGCCACCAGCACCUCCACCUCGCACGCCGUAAAUUUAGUUUUUCUUGUCAUUUUGUCUGCGUGCGAGGACAGGGAGACCCUAUUUAAAUAAAUCUGCAUAUUUAUAGGAGGGCGUAACGGGGACGGGCCCAGUCACUCCGACAUCUGCGCUUAAUUCCACGCUGAUUGGGAUUUAUCAAAGAAACACACGUGGAUUUCGGCGCCCGCACACAUUGAUACAUACGGAUUUUUUUCAGCGUGACGGACCUUGCGUGCGCUCGUUUCUGGUAUGAGUUCCACGCAAGUGUUGAUACAUGAGGCCCCAGGUAUUUUCUCACAGCAGUGUUUCCUCAGCUCCUCCUGCUCUCUUCUGUCCUUUGUUUGGUUCCAAAACUUUAACACGCACGCACGCACGCACGCACACACACACACACACACAUCAGUGUUUUUACUGGUUUAGUUGAUUGAAUUUUUAUGGGAAACACUCUAAUUGAUGUAUUGAUUGAUUGAUAAACUGAACAGCCACAGAAACAGACUUCAUGACCAGCAGAGACCCAUUAGCUUUGUUUUCUGUGGUCCAGUAAGAAGCCUAACUCGUCUUUUUUGGGGGGGGAGAUGACAUGACUGACACUAAUGGGGUGUACACACACACUGCUGGAGCCCCUUAUGCUCCUUACUGUGAUAGAAACACACCAAUAACCAACCACUGUUCAAAGCUGCACAGAUCACAGCACAAAACUGAUCCCAUUAUGAGCUCAGCGUACUGUGUGUUUACAGACCUCUGACCUUUGGUUCUGUGCAGUCCUGCAUCUGAGCCAAACCAAAAGUGUUGUAGCAUUACAGUUUGGUGUGAGUACAUAUUGGUUUCUAGCCCUAUGUCCUACAGUUUUCAAGUCUACGCUCUGGUAAACAUUUAGCAAAUUUACUUUUAAAUAUAAUAUCAAUUUAUUCUUUUAGUCUGACUUAAACCAGACUUGCAAAAUACAGUAAAUAAAAUUUUAAAUGCACAAAACUGAAUUUCUGAAAGUCAGACAAAUGUACCAAGAUGACGCUGUUGGGGUUAAUCUUCAGGUCUGCAUGUUAAACUACAUAAAUAAAAUCUAGGAAGCCAGGGAAUUGACUUCCUCUCAUCAGUAAAAGAAGGGGAGAUACGUUAAAGUGCUUCAGCUGUAGAGCCGUCUGUUUUUAUAUCAUUGUUCCACAAACAGCUCAUGAGCUUGGCUGGCGUGUUUGUCGAUUGUUUUGGUGUAACAUAAGGGUCACUGCAUCCCAUUGGUUGUAAAGGCUGUUAAGUGAAGUGCAUUGGAUGACAAUCUGUUGGGUAUGGCGUCUGGGCUCCAAACAGUAUAGGUUUGCUUGCAGAAGUUGAAUAGCAACAAGACUGUGGGCUCUAUUUUCGUGUACGCCAGUGAGGCGUCGGAGGGUGGCGGACCCCGUGCAGUUGUAUUUUCGUCUGGCGGAGCCUGGCGUCCAGCACGGAAGCGAACCGAGAUCCGCCAAGCUGGGCGUGGUGGCGUGGCAGGGGGAGGUGUUGACAGAAUCAGCGGGCGCAGUGACAUUUUCGUGCACGCCAGUGGCAUGUAAAGUGCGCUGAAAGCUCGCCGAUUCAAACCUGGUCAGCUUUCAGCACAGGCAGAGCGCAGCUGGUCUAGAGGUAUUUUGGUAGACCGGCGGCGUAUCGGCAUACGUCACUGAUGCCUCACCGGCAGGUUUCCACAGUGUCAGGCACAUUUCAGCAAUAAAUAAUCAUCAACAACUAUUAAUCUGAGUCAGCACAUACAUUUAGAUCUAUAUAGUUAUAUUGUUAUCUAUAUCUGAUCUGAUGAGCGCGUUUGGCACGCGUUUGGACACACAACCUGACCGAAUCAACACAGCUGAAACCACAUUAAAUUAAAUUAAAUAUCUCGUAAAUAAACACACAUGAUGAAGUUAACAAGAUAUUUAAUUUGUCUCCCUCCUUUUCUUUCUUCUUCUUCCUCUUAUUUCUCGCGCAGCUCAACCUGGACAUGUCUCCGUGUCCUCUCUCCGUCCUGCUGCUGCUGAACAGAUUUGUUUCAGUGCUCAGAUGAGUUAUUUACUUUAAGUCUACAUACGGUUAUUAUAAUAUUCACUUUUGUGAGCCAAAUUUAUUUUAUAUGCCAACAUCUAUGAAAGAAAGAGCCAGGCCACGGAGCGCGAUGUGUCAUUUACGCACAGAUGGUUCUGAUUUUAAUGCCAUUUUUGGAGUUUAUGUUGUGAUCUGUGCGCUCAACCCACCUUUGUCACGUGAGGUUUGAAUAUAUGCAAUUUUGUGUGAGUGUCUUUAUUUGUGGAAAAGGGUGUUUGUCUUACCAGUGGGUCCAACAUUACACACACCAAAUCCAUCUGUGCUCAUAUGAGAGUGUGGAGGACGCCCAUUGCAGCGUUUACAGUCACACUUGUUGAGGAGCUGCUUUAUGUUGCCAUCAUGUGGCAUUACUGUCUUCAGACAUCUCUUGAUCUCUUUGACUACUUCACGAAAAUUGUAAUACGCCUCGCUGGUGGCGGAUUUAAAGGCAAGGAGAGGAGCUUAUGUGAUUGGUGAAAACCGGUCUCAGCUGUGUUAAACCCACUCCACGCCUUCUCUCCUCCCUCUCUACACUGGGAGGAUCUGAGUUAGGGAGGGGGGAUACUUGCGCCGGGCUGCACCGCUCACCAAAAUACCAAAUUUUGCGUGGGAAAGCCUUGUUGGCGCGGCACCUCCGGCGAGGCACAAAAAUAGAGCCCUGUGUCUUUAACCCCCAGUCAUGCUGGGUAGUGGUCUUUAACUCUCCUACAUAACGUAAGAUUGGUGAAAAUUAAUAUUGGGAGGAAAGGUCACACUUUGUGCUGUGCUGCUUCAGGAGUAUCAAAUGCAAAUUCUUCUGCCUGUAUUUUCUGAGGUCAUCCAUAGUACCUCUGCAUUGAUCUGGCGUUCUGUAGCUGCUACCUGUCAGGACAGCAUCUAAUUUCUCUGUUAUCACUUGUUGUAACACCACUUCAGACAGUGGCAGCCUUUCAAGAGCCAGGGGCACGAUGUUUGCAGAGCACAUGGCAGAGUCUCACCAGCAUAGAGACCAUCUUUAUCGGCAGAGCCAGCCACUUCAAAGACGCUGCUUUCAGUGGCAGCUGGGCUUAUCUUUUAUCAAAAAGGCCUGUUUAUGUUCCAUCACUGCUGUCCUCUGGGGACUGAUGCUGCAUACAGAUGUGUUUGUUUCAUUACAGCUACUUAGUUAAAACCAAGGAAAUGCUUUAUGCUCUUAUGAUCAAAUCCUGUUCUGAAAAAAAGUUAGGAGGCUGUGUAAAAGGGUCUUAAAACAAAGAUUUGUUGAUUUAUCUGCAUCAAUGUACCAAGAACAAAAACCAGUACUGUAUCACUGUGAUCCUCAAGUCCUUAGGCUGUCCUUGCACUAUAAACAGACAUAUUUAAAGUGUUACAGCAGCAAGGGAUCAGCACAGUAAACAUAGAGGAAUAAGAUUACUUACCAUGCACACAGUGCACAGAUAGUUAUAAAAGGUUAACUUAGACCUUAACUUUGUUUAAGUAGAGCUGACACAACACAACACAGUAGUUGACGUGUUCCUGUACCAAUGUUUUCUAAAGCGAUAAAGACAAUUAACUGCCACACACCCAAAUGACUCAACUGUGACUUUAUCAUAGGUAAACUACCAAGUUUUAUGUUUGUUUGUUUGUUUUCUGGCUGUGCAGAGACCCACAUUAACCCUUAAAAAAAAAAAAUGUUGCCAGUGUUCAAUUUAACAUAUGCAUGCACUUUUCAAACUGAUCAGUUUCAACCAUAGACUGUAUAUACUAUGGACAACUUGGUUCCGCCUACCGCCUGUAUACGGAUUUGAAGCCAAAAAGCUCUCUGUAUUUCCGGGAUUUUUCUUCAUUUCCUGAAACCAGAGCUGCGCAGUAGCGAUGUGCGCAUUCGGACGCGCAGUCGCAGAGAGUCGCUGUGAUGAUGCUCGGCUCAAACAGCGUAUCCCCUGGGAGAGCUACGCAAUCCCUGAACGGCCAUAGGCUGUGUAAGGUGUCAAUCAAAGAAAACAUGAACCCCCUAAUAACUUUUAAAAACAGAGCUUCACAGAAAAAAGAGGACUUGAGCACUAACCAGUCUUACAGUGACUACAUGUCAACAUUGCAAGCAGGGGGGCGGAAUUUAUGUUCUGUGUAAUAAAUUUCUAAAGUUUGUCUACAGCCCCAUAAGCUUUGCUGGCGAAGGCGGGGAUUUAUGACCUAUACUGCAGCCCAUCAACAGAGGGUGCUGUUCUCAGAGUGGCUUCACCCAGUGAGGAGGCAGACUCUGUCCAUUCUUUAUACAGUCUAUGGUUUCAACACUAGACAUGUUGUCCUUGCACAGUUUUAGUUAAAUAUGGGGUUUAAAUGACCAUCAAAAUGUGUGUUUGUUUACAUUUUACACAACGUCCUAACCAUAGACUGUAUAUAGAAUAGACGCCAUCUUCCUCCCCGCUGGAUGAAGCCACUCCAAGAGCAGCACCCUCUGUUGAUGGGCUGCAGUAUAGGUCAUAAAUCCCGCCUCCUUCAGCAAAGCUUAUGGAGCUGUGGACAAACAUUAGCAAUUAAUUACACAGAAUAUAAAUUUUUCUCCCUCUCUGCUUGCAAUGUUGACAUGUAGUUAUUGUAACACUGGUUUGUGCUCAAGUCCUCUUUUUUGGGGGUUUUAUGUUUUCUAUGAUUGACACUUGAUACAGCCUAUGGGCGUACUAAAAUUGCGUAGCUCACCCAGGGGAUACGCUGUUUGAGCUUAGCGUCAUCACAGCGACUCUCGGCGACUCUCCCUCUGAAUGCAUACAAUGCUACUGCGCAAGUGGUGGAGUGCUUACAACACUACUGCGCAAAUGUUGGUUUCAGGAAAUGGAGAAAAAUCACAGAAAUGCCGAGAGCUUUUCAGCUUCAAAUCUGUAUACUAGUGGAACCAAGAUGUCCAUAGUAUAUACAGUCUAUGGUCCUAACUUCAAUGAGUUGGACUUUGCAUUGUGACUUUGUUUAGAGCAUUGUUGAGACAACAUCUUGAGGAAAAUACUCUCUUAUAUGGACCUAUUUGGCAAGUUGUGCCACGAGAAAAUUAUCAACUACAGCUUGAAAUCAUUUUAAACAAUUGCUGCGUUGCAAUGGAGUUGUUUAAAGCAGUUAAAAACAUUAGGUUAAUAACACAGAAGUUAUAACUUGUGCCCAUGUGAAAUCAAGGUUUAAGUUCAGUGACCAAAGUCUCUUUCUGAUAGUUUUUCCUCAUCACUCUAGGGGUAAAGUCACCAGUAGACAGAGCUUGAUAAGAAAAACACCCCUAAUAACAGGACAUGCACACUAUACACAGUACACACUGUACUCUACCUGUUUAAUUUGUUAAAAUGCCAUCAACUCGUAGAUAAAUGCCAUCUUUUCAUGCUUCCCAAGCUUGCAGAGGUGACGUGCACUUUUCCCAUUAUACACAAACCUGAACAAUGAAAGAAUGGUUGGCAUGUGUGAUCCUUUUUUCAGAGUAAUUGCAACAACAAUUUGCAUGAUGACCUGCAGCAAGAAAGCCACACGAACAUGACAGUUCAGAGGAAACUGUCCUGCAGGGAUAAAUGACAAUAACCAAUAACAAGGAGAGAGUAAACAUGGAUUUUCUCCUCCCUACAAUCAGGAUGGAGACAGAAAGCAUUUAUGAAAGGGCUCUGAGUAAAUCCUUCAGGGCUCUUGUAAGAGCUUUAAGAUUAUACAAUGAUUACAACCUGCUCUGCACUGAUGAGAGACACAACAAACAAGUGGAUGCAAUUACUUGUGAGACUUUACAGCGAUACAUGUAACUGCAAUUGAUCACAGACGUUGUUGUUCAGCAGCAGGUACACAGGGGGUUGUGGAGGGUGAGUCCUCUGACUGCCAACAACAGGCUGGUGUUGAAGCCAAAGCCUCUGCAAGGAGCAACAUGAACUUAUUUGUCUUUCAUUACAAAAUCAAAUGUUCAUUCCAGCACAGCUCAGUGAGAGGCAGAGCUCAAUCCUCUGUAGAGCCCAGGGAUUUACGCUCAUAUAAAUCAUAUCCACCGAUGUGGAAAGAAGCUGAAGUCCAGCAGGAUUUACACAAAACUACACUGAAAAAGUAUAUGCCUAUGGCCUCUUCCUGUAAAUGAGCUAAUAUACAAACACAUCACUUUUUACUGUUAAUUGUGACAGAAAAUCAACUUUGUCACCCUAACGUACAGCAGAAUCAUUCUACAAAACUUCCUGCUCAUAUUCGUCUAUGAUUGUUGAACACUUCAAGGUGUUUUGGUAGAGCUUUUCUGACAGAUGGGAUAUCACUAAACCUUAAAGUUCAUAACAAAAAUCUUAUUUGAUCUCAGAUUCUUUCAUAUCAUCCAAAAAGUGAGAGUCAGGCAGAUAAAACAAUUUCAAAAGAAAAGGAUGGAUUUAAGGAAAAGAUUUGAAAUAAAAAAGCACAUAGGCAGUGACUAUUGACUUGUUUCAAAAAUACUUUAGCCUGCCUCCAAAUAUGAGAUGCAGAUAAUGGGGUAGGCAGGCUCUAAGGAAGUGACAAUUUUUGGGAGAAAUCUUGAAUGUAAACACUAACCCUCCCAACCAGUUUUCCCCUCAGUUCCUCCUCUCCCCUCCCGCACCGCUCCAGCAAGCCCCGCCCACAAACAGAUGCUCCUGCUCACAUGUAUCUUUUCAAUUAAAUUCAGAUAUAAUGCAGAUAAAUACUUCAGAUAAUUACAUAUGGGACCCAGUCAAUGUGAAAGUAAAAAGCAUUGGUGCUACUGUAGAUGCCAACAGACUACCAGCAAACACAAUGUUUGCAGGACUUCUACAACUAAGAUAAAGUGACAUACUCCAGGACCCAAGGUAAACAGUUUAGCGGCGCUACAACACACAGCAGGUCCUGUUUGACAAGAAACACUUCUGUUACAGACACUUGGCUGAAUUUGUUAAAGCGGUUUACCUGUCCAGCAGAAAGGUUACAGGGUCUGUAAGAUCCCAAAGUGUCCCCAAAGGGUCUAUGCUUCAUUAAUGUUGACCCGGCUUGUUCGGUCUACUUCCGUUUUAAGCACCCGUUAUUCCACCGCCAUUCUCCACUAUUUACUUUGAAUCCUCCUUUGGCCACGACUGCCAACACAAGCAGGAAAACAGACAAUUUUCUGUACUUUCUGGUUGGUUUCUACUAUCCGAUGUUGUAACACACUAACUUUGUUUGGGCUUGUAACAUUGUUCGUGGAGCGUGCCUCACAACAUGAGGGAGCAACGUCUGCCUCACAACCAAUUAGCACUAAGGAGCAGUUAUCCCCUCACAGCCAGUUAGGUUGGGGGAGGCGGAGAAUGGUUUUGUUUACAGUCAGGGAAAGCAGGCCGCUCAAAAAUUUUGAAAUGUCGACUACACAGACAUAUGAGAACACAGCAAUAUUUUUAUAUUACCAAGUGUCAUCAAUAGCUAAUAGCUACUGACUGAUAUUAAAAACUUUUUUGGAAUCUUACUGGCCCCCCCAGAGGCCCCUCAUAAGGCCAGCAGAAUAUAUAAGCACUUAUUUUUAAAUAAAAGUGCAUUUUAAUGAUAUUUUGGACUAUCAUUCGCAUAUCAUUGAUUAAUUGCACGGUAAAUAAAAAUGAACUUAAUAAUUUUUAUAUCACCAUGUGCAUGCAUGUAUUUGUUGUCCUCGUCUCACGCCUCCAAACAUGCUGGAUGACAGGAGGGUUCACUCUGUGCAUCAGUCUCAGCCUAUGGGCACGUUUGUGCCCUAGCGGAAUGUAAUCAAGGGAAUGAACCAUCAUGUCAGUCAUUCAGGACAGCCUGACCAUGAACACAGCAGAAGGAUAGACGAUUAGCAGAUUUGUCCUUUUUGAAGGUCACCUGAGGAGAACAUACAUAUGCAACGUAAGAGACGUCCAUGUCACAACUGUAAAGUAAAUAAUGAGAGCACUUCAGUCAUUUCAGUACACAACAUUCACUGUUUAAUUAAAAGGUCUUCCACGGCUUUGUCGCUUAUUCACCUCACAAUCAAUUACAGAAGGAAGUCAAUGUGAAUGUUGAUCAAAGAAGACAGCCUCACUCAGAGCAACAUGAGAGCUGUGAGACUGCACUUGAAACGGGACUUAUUCCUCCAAGGUAUGUGCUGUUGUUCAAUCACAAAGGGAUUGAGCAGGAUUUUCAGCUAUUUAAUGAAGAAUUUCACAGUAAUCUUUACAGUAAUCAGUGACAAGGCAAACACAAUCACACAUCCUCCAGUACAUUCUGUUUAUCUCUCGCAUCCUGUCAUUUUUUUUAUAUUGCUGCAGUUACUGCUGUCCUCCAGGAGCUGAAACUAAGCCCUGAAACUGCAGCUCAAUCAGUGCCCAUUGCCUGCCGCCUGAAACCUAAUUGGAUCAACAGACACAAACAUCUAGAGAAUUUAAAACUGUGAUCAGGCUUUUUAGUGCGGCCUGCUGUUAUGACAAAGAGAGGGACAAUGCUGGAAAUUAUACCCAAUUUAUCUUGAGAGGAGAUGAAUCUGACUGAAGUGCUGUGCUGGCAGGAGUCCUCCAGCUGUAUCUGCUACGGGAGGAGUGAAAUGUGACACGCCGAUAUAAAGAUAUCUGAGCUAUAUUCUUCCACCUUGACACGAAUAGCCAAGGGGAUGGUCAUAAAUUAAAGACACAGACAGAGGAAGGAGAGCAUGAGGGAGAGGAUCAAAGAGAACCAAGAAAGCCAGCCUUUAAUCUGCCCGAUGCCAAGGAAGAAAUCUGAAGAGCAGUUGGUCAACAGGUGUGGACUAGGAGGCAAAAGGAAGACUUCAUAAAAAAGAAAAAAGAAAAAGAAAAAAAGGUAAGACACAUGGGUUUGCUGGCUGAUGAAAAGUGUUUCCAAUUUAAUGCAGCCGCUGGCUCACUUUAAUCAGGUUCAGAGAUCUGAGAAGCACUUAAAUAUUUCAUCUGUUUCAAAAAGGAGAAAAACAGAUACAGUCACUGCCUGUCAUGAUGGAGGACAAGCAGUUUUGACAGGUGUUUGACAGCAGUACUGCCCAGACCUCAUGAGGUUAGGAGCUUUGGUUUGAGAUUCUAUCCCAGACAUAAAAGGAGGGUUAAUGUGAGAUUUAUCCCCUCACUGCCUGCUGCAUGACUUAAAAAUCCUCAAGAAGUAAAGAGGUGUCAACACACCCGAGGACAUAUCUGAGGGGUGUAUGUAUGCAGAAGGCUAAGAUAGGGGGACAUGCAUGAUCCAAGCCCUCUAAACCCUUAUUAGGGCCCGAGCGUAGCUGCUAAGCAGCUGCGAGAGCCCUAUUAUUCCCCAAGGGGUUUUUCUUUGUUAGGGCCCGAGCCAGCUGCAGAGCAGCCGGGCGUAGAGCCCUAUUAUUCCCCAAGUGGUUUUUCUUUGUUUCUUUCUUUCUUUCUUUCUUUCUUUCUUCUUUUUCCUCCCCUUUGAACUGGAAAAUGGCCCACUUCCCACUGGCGAAAACUCAUGAAAUUUGGCAGGACGACCGGGCCUGGUGAAAAAUUCGAUAUUCUGAAGUCGCCCAAACAAUAAAAUGCAAAAUGGCUCCAUAGCGCCCCCUAAGGUGAAAAUUCACACUAUUGACUGUCACGCCUGUACGCUUUGUCAUAUUGACACAAAAAUUGACACACAUAUGUAUCUCAAUAAGAUCUACAAAAAAGUCAGUGCGGCCGUAUCUGUCAAAAUUACGGUUAAAGGGUUAUUUCGCAUUUUUUGCCGAUCCGCACACAUUGGAAUUUCGCUAACUCCUCCGAAGGCUUUCGUUCCACCGGCACCACAUUUGCUCAGGCCAAUCUACACCCCGUGGCCAUUGAAAGUUAUCAAAAUCAUGACGCUGCACCCCAAGGUUUAGGUUCUAGGGGGCGCCAAAGAUAACCCUAAGAUCCACAUAUUUAAAAGUCUUAUAACUUUUUAUUUUUGUCCUCACUGGCCUCCAAGUUUUCUAGGAUGAUGCAAUGUCCAGCCAUCAACACAUUUGUGAAGGAAUUUUUACUCCUCAAAAGAGCGCCCCCCCAUGGCAGGAGAAAAAAGUCCAUUUUUUCUUGUCCCCUAAGGUGAAAAUACACAUUGUUGAGUGUCACGCCUAUACGCUUUGUCAAAAUGACACAAAAAUUGACACACACAUGUAACUCAAUAAGAUCUACGAAAAAGUCAAUGCGCGCGUAUCUGUCAAAUGUACGGUUAAAGGGUUAUUCCGCAUUUUUUGCCGAUUCGCACACAUUGGAAUGUGGCUAACUCCUCCUAAGGCUUUCGUUCCACCGGCACCACAUUUGCUCAGGCCAAUCUACACCCCAUGGCCAUUAAAAGUUAUUCAAAUCAUGAUGCUGCACCCCACGGUUUAGGUUCUAGGGGGCGCCAAAGAUAACCCUAAAAUCCACAUAUUUAAAAGUCUUAUAACUUUUUAUUUUUGUCCUCACUGGCCUCCAAGUUUUCUAGGAUGAUGCAAUGUCCAGCCAUCAACACAUUUGUGAAGGAAUUUUUACUCCCCAAAAGAGCGCCCCCCAUGGCAGGAGAAAAAAGUCCAUUUUUUCUUGUCCCCUAAGGUGAAAAUACAUAUUGUUGAGAUUCACGCCUAUACGCUUUGUCAUAUUGACACAAAAUUUGACAAUCACGUGCCUUGCCUGGUAUCAUUUUUUUCAGCACAACCUCACCUGUGCGAAUUUACAGUUAUUUUAUCAUGUUGACAUACUGAAUUUACACAAUGGACCCAAAUUCACACACAAAACAUAAAAUCCGAGUGGAAAAAAGUAACAUUUUUACUGUGAAAACCACAAAUAUGUGUGAUGAACUGUUUUUAAAACUUAAACUUCAAAUAAAAAUUGUAAACUUCAAAACAUAUGCAAAUUUUUAACAAAGAACAUAGUGAUUUACCUCUAUUUACAUCAAAAUGCAGGCAAUGGCCCAGGCGUUCUUUGUAAAAUUAUUUACAAAACACUGUAUAGUCUCACAAAUGUCAAUUUUUAUUUAUGCCACUACAAAAAAACAUGAUGUAAAUGAUGCAUGAUGUAAAACAUGAUGUAAAAAACUUGUGUAGAUCCUCCUCUAUGUCAGUCCAUGUGUAAUUUUUCCAUAAUUCUUUGUUUUUUGCAGCAUUUUUGUUAGUGUAACUGCAGAUUGUGCUGACAGUGUCUAUGGCACAAAAAAAAAAAAUUUUUUAAAUGCCUCAACAUGAACCCCUGGUGGUCUCUGAGGGUGAAACCUGCUAACUGCUGCAGCUCUGUCAGCUUCAGUCUCCCAUGCAGAGCUCUGAGCGCAUGUGUGGCUCUGCACCCUUAGCAGCGUUGCUAACUCCUCAGUAAGGAAAGCCUGCUUCAUGUCAGAGUCUCUAAACUCCAGAAGAAGUCGAUAAAAGUCCCUUUCUUUCUAAAAAAAAGUCGUUAGGGGGUCUGAAAAGUCAUUGAAUCUAACAACAAAGUCGCUAGGUUUGCAACUACGUGUCCCAGACUGCAUCCCUGCUGAGAGUCCCUCCCUCCCUUCUCAUGUUGCAGGAAGAACGUAAGCGCCCGCCCCUUCUCAAUCAGUCACCAUAUAAUUUUGGAUUGGUUGUUGUGGUGAAGUUUUCCACCAAUAGGAGAGAUGUUGUGGUGUGUUUUUUUCUUCUUUUGGCAAGCCUUUUCCGCCUGUAAGAGCUGUCGCUAAUGUCUGCAUGCUAUGUUUUCCUGUCUCAUACAGCGCGAUCGAGCGCCGAACGUGAUCAAAAUAAGCAGAAAAAAAGUAUCGCGGACAUAAUUUAUCAUAACUCUGGUUUUAUUUGGCCUAUCAACACAAUUUAAAAACUGGUAUAUAGGUUGAGGUCCUCACUUUUGAGAUAAGUUGAAACGGAGAGUCAACGAGGCUCCGUCUUGCAGCUACAUCCGGUUAAAUAUGUCAUGUGACUUGAACGCACACACAGACACACACACACGCACACACACAUACACACACACACACACACACACACUCAGAGUCUGGUUUUUAGCACCUGCAAAAACAUGCUAUUUACAUAUUUGACAAGAAUGCAGAGGCUCCUUUUGCCCCUGAAAAAAAUCAAAUUUCAAACACAACUUGACUGGUCAUUUCUCCAAAAGACAACCAUGAAGCUCCAUCCAAACCUGAAGCAGGCAGUUGGUGCAUGUGUACAGUAACCUGAGGGGAGUGAGGUGAGUGCUUCUGAGGAGAACAUGAGCAGUGAAGAUUCACCUUGGAGCUAGAACAGAGACAUGCACAUGAUUAUACAGGGGCAGGGGCUCAAGUUUUUUCCAGUCGUUUAUACAAUAUGGAAAUUAAUGUGAAAUUAAAACACAAAGUAUUAAUAGAAAGGUAAUGACUGUCCUGUGUAGGUGACAGUGAUAUCCAAUAGGCUAGGCACUCACGAGGCUGGCUGUGGCAAGUGUAAGUGAAAGCAACACGCACUGGCAGGAAGAACAGCAAACGCCGAUGAAGGAAAAGGGUCUUUGCAGUGAUGGGCGUUACCAGAGAGGGCGAUGGCCAGAGGACACAAAUGGGACGGGGAGGCAGCACGUUGGGGGGGGGGGGGGACGCGACACGGCUCGGGCCCGCCAGUGCCCCAACGGGGUCCUAGUUUCUUUUUAGGGCCCGAGCGUAGCUGCUAAGCAGCUGCGAGAGCCCUAUUAUUCCCCAAGGGGUUUUUUAGGGCCCGAGCGUAGCUGCUAAGCAGCUGCGAGAGCCCUCUUGUUCCUGUAGUUUCCUUCUUUAGGGCCCGAGCCAGCUGCAGAGCAGCCGGGCGUAGGCCCUAUUAUUCCCCAAGUGGUUUUUCUUUGUUUCUUUCUUUCUUUUUUCUUUUUCCUCCCCUUUGAACUGGAAAAUGGCCCACUUCCCACUGGCGAAAACUCAUGAAAUUUGGCAGGACGACCGGGCCUGGUGAAAAAUUUGAUAUUCUGAAGUCGCCAAAACAAUAAAAUGCAAAAUGGCUCCAUAGCGCCCCCUAAGGUGAAAAUUCACACUAUUCACUGUCACGACUGUACGCUUUGUCAAAAUGACACAAAAAUUGACACACACAUGUAUCUCAAUAAGAUCUACAAAAAAGUCAGUGCGGCCGUAUCUGUCAAAAUUACGGUUAAAGGGUUAUUUCGCAUUUUUUGCCGAUCUGCACACAUUGGAAUUUCGCUAACUCCUCCGAAGGCUUUCGUUCCACCGGCACCACAUUUGCUCAGGCCAAUCUACACCCCGUGGCCAUUAAAAGUUAUCAAAAUCAUGACGCUGCACCCCAAGGUUUAGGUUCUAGGGGGCGCCAAAGAUAACACUAAAAUCCACAUAUUUAAAAGUCUUAUAACUUUUUAUUUUUGUCCUCACUGGCCUCCAAGUUUUCUUGGAUGAUGCAAUGUCCAGCCAUCAACACAUUUGUGAAGGAAUUUUUACUCCCCAAAAGAGCGCCCCCCCAUGGCAGGAGAAAAAAGUCCAUUUUUUCUUGUCCCCUAAGGUGAAAAUACACAUUGUUGAGUGUCACGCCUAUACGCUUUGUCAAAAUGACACAAAAAUUGACACACACAUGUAACUCAAUAAGAUCUACGAAAAAGUCAAUGCGCGCGUAUCUGUCAAAUGUACGGUUAAAGGGUUAUUCCGCAUUUUUUGCCGAUCCGCACACAUUGGAAUGUGGCUAACUCCUCCUAAGGCUUUCGUUCCACCGGCACCACAUUUGCUCAGGCCAAUCUACACCCCAUGGCCAUUAAAAGUUAUCAAAAUCAUGACGCUGCACCCCACGGUUUAGGUUCUAGGGGGCGCCAAAGAUAACCCUAAAAUCCACAUAUUUAAAAGUCUUAUAACUUUUUAUUUUUGUCCUCACUGACCUCUAAGUUUUCUAGGAUGAUGCAAUGUCCAGCCAUCAACACAUUUGUGAAGGAAUUUUUACUCCCCAAAAGAGCGCCCCCCCAUGGCAGGAGAAAAAAGUCCAUUUUUUCUUGUCCCCUAAGGUGAAAAUACAUAUUGUUGAGAUUCACGCCUAUACGCUUUGUCAUAUUGACACAAAAUUUGACAAUCACGUGCCUUGCCUGGUAUCAUUUUUUUCAGCACAACCUCACCUGUGCGAAUUUACAGUUAUUUUAUCAUGUUGACAUACUGAAUUUACACAAUGGACCCAAAUUCACACACAAAACAUAAAAUCCGAGUGGAAAAAAGUAACAUUUUUACUGUAAAAACCACAAAUAUGUGUGAUGAACUGUUUUUAAAACUUAAACUUCAAAUAAAAAUUGUAAACUUCAAAACAUAUGCAAAUUUUUAACAAAGAACAUAGUGAUUUACCUCUAUUUACAUCAAAAUGCAGGCAAUGGCCCAGGCGUUCUUUGUAAAAUUAUUUACAAAACACUGUAUAGUCUCACAAAUGUCACUUUUUAUUUAUGCCACUACAAAAAAACAUGAUGUAAAUGAUGCAUGAUGUAAAACAUGAUGUAAAAAACUUGUGUAGAUCCUCCUGUAUGUCAGUCCAUGUGUAAUUUUUCCAUAAUUCUUUGUUUUUUGCAGCAUUUUUGUUAGUGUAACUGCAGAUUGUGCUGACAGUGUCUAUGGCACAAAAAAAAAAAAAUUAAAAUGCCUCAACAUGAACCCCUGGUGGUCUCUGAGGGUGAAACCUGCUAACUGCUGCAGCUCUGUCAGCUUCAGUCUCCCAUGCAGAGCUCUGAGCGCAUGUGUGGCUCUGCACCCUUAGCAGCGUUGCUAACUCCUCAGUAAGGAAAGCCUGCUUCAUGUCAGAGUCUCUAAACUCCAGAAGAAGUCGAUAAAAGUCCCUUUCUUUCUAAAAAAAAGUCGUUAGGGGGUCUGAAAAGUCAUUGAAUCUAACAACAAAGUCGCUAGGUUUGCAACUACGUGUCCCAGACUGCAUCCCUGCUGAGAGUCCCUCCCUCCCUUCUCAUGUUGCAGGAAGAACGUAAGCGCCCUCCCCUUGUCAAUCAGUCACCAUAUAAUUUUGGAUUGGUUGUUGUGGUGAAGUUUUCCACCAAUAGGAGAGAUGUUGUGGUGUGUUUUUUUUUUCUUUUGGCAAGCCUUUUCCGCCUGUAAGACCUGUUGCUAAUGUCUGCAUGCUAUGUUUUCCUGUCUCAUACAGCGCGAUCGAGCGCCGAACGUGAUCAAAAUAAGCAGAAAAAAAGUAUCGCGGACAUAAUUUAUCAUAACUCUGGUUUUAUUUGCCCUUUCAACACAAUUUAAAAACUGGUAUAUAGGUUGAGGUCCUCACUUUUGAGAUAAGUUGAAACGGAGAGUCAACGAGGCUCCGUCUUGCAGCUACAUCCGGUUAAAUAUGUCAUGUGACUUGAACGCACACACACACACACACACACACACACACACUCAGAGUCUGGUUUUUAGCACCUGCAAAAACAUGCUAUUUACAUAUUUGACAAGAAUGCAGAGGCUCCUUUUGCCCCUGAAAAAAAAAUCAAAUUUCAAACACAACUUGACUGGUCAUUUCUCCAAAAGACAACCAUGAAGCUCCAUCCAAACCUGAAGCAGGCAGUUGGUGCAUGUGUACAGUAACCUGAGGGGAGUGAGGUGAGUGCUUCUGAGGAGAACAUGAGCAGUGAAGAUUCACCUUGGAGCUAGAACAGAGACAUGCACAAGAUUAUACAGGGGCAGGGGCUCAAGUUUUUUCCAGUCGUUUAUACAAUAUGGAAAUUAAUGUGAAAUUAAAACACAAAGUAUUAAUAGAAAGGUAAUGACUGUCCUGUGUAGGUGACAGUGAUAUCCAAUAGGCUAGGCACUCACGAGGCUGGCUGUGGCAAGUGUAAGUGAAAGCAACACGCACUGGCAGGAAGAACAGCAAACGCCGAUGAAGGAAAAGGGUCUUUGCAGUGAUGGGCGUUACAAGAGAGGGCGAUGGCCAGAGGACACAAAUGGGACGGGGAGGCAGCACGUUGGGGGGGGGGGGGGGGGGCGACACGGCUCGGGCCCGCCAGUGCCCCAACGGGGUCCUAGUUAUUAUUUUUCCUCCCCUUUGAACUGGAAAAUGGCCCACUUCCCACUGGCGAAAACUCAUGAAAUUUGGCAGGACGACCGGGCCUGGUGAAAAAUUUGAUAUUCCGAAGUCGCCCAAACAAGAAAAUGCAAAAUGGCUCCAUAGCGCCCCCUAAGGUGAAAAUUCACACUAUUGACUGUCACGCCUGUACGCUUUGUCAAAAUGACACAAAAAUUGACACACACAUGUAUCUCAAUAAGAUCUACAAAAAAGUCAGUGCGGGCGUAUCUGUCAAAUGUACGCUUAAAGGGUUUUUUUUGCAUUUUUUGCCGAUCCGCACACAUUGGAAUUUCGCUAACUCCUCCGAAGGCUUUCGUUCCACCGGCACCACAUUUGCUCAGGCCAAUCUACACCCCAUGGCCAUUAAAAGUUAUUCAAAUCAUGACGCUGCACCCCAUGGUUUAGGUUCUAGGGGGCGCCAAAGAUAACCCUAAGAUCCACAUAUUUAAAAGUCUUAUAACUUUUUAUUUUUGCCCUCACUGGCCUCCAAGUUUUCUAGGAUGAUGCAAUGUCCAGCCAUCAACACAUUUGUGAAGGAAUUUUUACUCCCCAAAAGAGCGCCCCCCCAUGGCAGGAGAAAAAAGUCCAUUUUUUCUUGUCCCCUAAGGUGAAAAUACACAUUGUUGAGUGUAACACCUGUACGCUUUGGCAAAAUGACACAAAAAUUGACACACACAUGUAUCUCAAUAAGAUCUACGAAAAAGUCAAUGCGCGCGUAUCUGUCAAAUGUACGGUUAAAGGGUUAUUCCGCAUUUUUUGCCGAUCCGCACACAUUGGAAUUUCGCUAACUCCUCCGAAGGCUUUCAUUCCACCGGUACCACAUUUGCUCAGGCCAAUCUACACCCCAUGGCCAUUAAAAGUUAUUCAAAUCAUGACGCUGCAUCCCACGGUUUAGGUUCUAGGGGGCGCCAAAGAUAACCCUAAAAUCCACAUAUUUAAAAGUCUUAUAACUUUUUAUUUUUGUCCUCACUGGCCUCCAAGUUUUCUAGGAUGAUGCAAUGUCCAGCCAUCAACACAUUUGUGAAGGAAUUUUUACUCCCCAAAAGAGCGCCCCCCCAUGGCAGGAAAAAAAUGCCAAUUUUUUCUUGUCCCCUAAGGUGGAAAUUCACACUAUUGACUGUCACGCCUGUACGCUUUAUCAUAUUGACACAAAAAUUGACACACAUAUGUAUCUCAAUAAGAUCUACAAAAGAGUCGAUUCACGCGUAUCUGUCAAAUGUACGGUUAAAGGGCUAUUUUGCAUUUUUUGCCGAUUCGCACACAUUGGAAUGUGGCUAACUCCUCCUAAGGCUUUCGUCCCACUGACACCAAAUUUGCUCAGGCCAAUCUACACCCCAUGGCCAUUCAAAGUUGUAAAAAUCAUGACGCUGCACCCCACGGUUUACGUUCUAGGGGGCGCCAAAGAUGACCCAAAAAUCCACAUUCUUCAAAGAAUCCACAUGCCCCCCCCCCCCCCCCCAUUUGGCAGGAGAAAAAGUUAAGUUUUUCCUGCCCAUCGCUCAAUGGCUCAAUCGCAUCGCUCUCCAGGCAACACCGUAAGGAGGAGCAACCUGCCAUUUCGAUAUAUCAUAGCUGUGUUUGUGCCCUCACUCAUGGUCCAGACUUUUUUCAAAUAGGACAUGAAGUUUGUCUGCAGCGAGUGUUUUGGUAGAAACUGCGCCUCCCAUUCAUUAUAAUAGGAAAUGACCACAGACAAGUGCGCACACCAUCUUUGGAUCUUGAGUGUGACGCGAUCGGGAGGGGGAGGCGGUCGCACUGGGGGCGGCGCGACACGGCUCGGGCCCGACAGUGCCCCAACGGGGUCCUAGUUUGUUAUUAUUAUUUUUCCUCCCCUUUGAACUGGAAAAUGGCCCACUUCCCACCCGCGAAAACUCAUGAAAUUUGGCAGGACGACCGGGCCUGGUGAAAAAUUUGAUAUUCCGAAGUCGCCCAAACAAGAAAAUGCAAAAUGGCUCCAUAGCGCCCCCUAAGGUGAAAAUUCACACUAUUGACUGUCACGCCUGUACGCUUUGUCAAAAUGACACAAAAAUUGACACACACAUGUAUCUCAGUAAGAUCUACAAAAAAGUCAGUGCGGGCGUAUCUGUCAAAUGUACGGUUAAAGGGUUAUUUCGCAUUUUUUGCCGAUCCGCACACAUUGGAAUUUCGCUAACUCCUCCGAAGGCUUUCGUUCCACCGGCACCACAUUUGCUCAGGCCAAUCUACACCCCAUGGCCAUUAAAAGUUAUUCAAAUCAUGACGCUGCACCCCAAGGUUUAGGUUCUAGGGGGCGCCAAAGAUAACCCUAAGAUCCACAUAUUUAAAAGUCUUAUAACUUUUUAUUUUUGCCCUCACUGGCCUCCAAGUUUUCUAGGAUGAUGCAAUGUCCAGCCAUCAACACAUUUGUGAAGGAAUUUUUACUCCCCAAAAGAGCGCCCCCCAUGGCAGGAGAAAAAAGUCAAUUUUUUCUUGUCCCCUAAGGUGAAAAUACACAUUGUUGAGUGUAACACCUGUACGCUUUGGCAAAAUGACACAAAAAUUGACACACACAUGUAUCUCAAUAAGAUCUACGAAAAAGUCAAUGCGCGCGUAUCUGUCAAAUGUACGGUUAAAGGGUUAUUCCGCAUUUUUUGCCGAUCCGCACACAUUGGAAUUUCGCUAACUCCUCCGAAGGCUUUCGUUCCACCGGCACCACAUUUUCUCAGGCCAAUCUACACCCCAUGGCCAUUAAAAGUUAUUCAAAUCAUGACGCUGCAUCCCACGGUUUAGGUUCUAGGGGGCGCCAAAGAUAACCCUAAAAUCCACAUAUUUAAAAGUCUUAUAACUUUUUAUUUUUGUCCUCACUGGCCUCCAAGUUUUCUAGGAUGAUGCAAUGUCCAGCCAUCAACACAUUUGUGAAGGAAUUUUUACUCCCCAAAAGAGCGCCCCCCAUGGCAGGAGAAAAAAGUCAAUUUUUUCUUGUCCCCUAAGGUGGAAAUUCACACUAUUGACUGUCACGCCUGUACGCUUUAUCAUAUUGACACAAAAAUUGACACACAUAUGUAUCUCAAUAAGAUCUACAAAAAAGUCAAUUCGCGCGUAUCUGUCAAAUGUACGGUUAAAGGGCUAUUUUGCAUUUUUUGCCGAUUCGCACACAUUGGAAUGUGGCUAACUCCUCCUAAGGCUUUCGUCCCACUGACACCAAAUUUGCUCAGGCCAAUCUACACCCCAUGGCCAUUCAAAGUUGUAAAAAUCAUGACGCUGCACCCCACGGUUUACGUUCUAGGGGGCGCCAAAGAUGACCCAAAAAUCCACAUUCUUAAAAGAAUCCACCCCCCCCCCCAUGGCAGGAGAAAAAGUCAAGUUUUUCCUGCCCAUCGCUCAAUGGCUCAAUCGCAUCGCUCUCCAGGCAACACCGUAAGGAGGAGCAACCUGGCAUUUCGAUAUAUCAUAGCUGUGUUUGUGCCCUCACUCAUGGUCCAGACUUUUUUCAAAUAGGACAUGAAGUUUGUCUGCAGCGAGUGUUUUGGUAGAAACUGCGCCUCCCAUUCAUUAUAAUGGGAAAUGACCACAGACAAGUGCGCACACCAUCUUUGGUUCUUGAGUGUGACUCGAUCGGGACGGGGAGGCGGUCGCACUGGGGGCGGCGCGACGCGGCUCGGGCCCGACAGUGCCCCACCGGGGCCCUAGUCUUUGUUUCUUUUUAGGGCCCGAGCGUAGCUGCUAAGCAGCUGCGAGAGCCCUCUUGUUCCUGUAGUUUCCUUCUUUUGUUAUUAGGGCCCGAGCGUAGCUGCUAAGCAGCUGCGAGAGCCCUCUUGUUCCUGUAGUUUCCUUCUUUUGUUAUUAUUAUUAUUAUUUUUCCUCCCCUUUGAACUGGAAAAUGGCCCACUUCCCACUGGCGAAAACUCAUGAAAUUUGGCAGGACGACCGGGCCUGGUGAAAAAUUUGAUAUUCCGAAGUCGCCCAAACAAGAAAAUGCAAAAUGGCUCCAUAGCGCCCCCUAAGGUGAAAAUUCACACUAUUCACUGUCACGCCGGUACGCUUUGUCAAAAUGACACAAAAAUUGACACACACAUGUAUCUCAAUAAGAUCUACAAAAAAGUCAGUGCGGGCGUAUCUGUCAAAUGUACGGUUAAAGGGUUAUUUCGCAUUUUUUGCCGAUCCGCACACAUUGGAAUUUCGCUAACUCCUCCGAAGGCUUUCGUUCCACCGGCACCACAUUUGCUCAGGCCAAUCUACACCCCAUGGCCAUUAAAAGUUAUUCAAAUCAUGACGCUGCACCCCACGGUUUAGGUUCUAGGGGGCGCCAAAGAUAACCCUAAGAUCCACAUAUUUAAAAGUCUUAUAACUUUUUAUUUUUGCCUUCACUGGCCUCCAAGUUUUCUAGGAUGAUGCAAUGUCCAGCCAUCAACACAUUUGUGAAGGAAUUUUUACUCCCCAAAAGAGCGCCCCCCCAUGGCAGGAGAAAAAAGUCCAUUUUUUCUUGUCCCCUAAGGUGAAAAUACACAUUGUUGAGUGUAACACCUGUACGCUUUGGCAAAAUGACACAAAAAUUGACACACACAUGUAUCUCAAUAAGAUCUACGAAAAAGUCAAUGCGCACGUAUCUGUCAAAUGUACGGUUAAAGGGUUAUUCCGCAUUUUUUGCCGAUCCGCACACAUUGGAAUUUCGCUAACUCCUCCAAAGGCUUUCGUUCCACCGGCACCACAUUUGCUCAGGCCAAUCUACACCCCAUGGCCAUUAGAAGUUAUUCAAAUCAUGACGCUGCACCCCACGGUUUAGGUUCUAGGGGGAGCCAAAGAUAACCCUAAAAUCCACAUAUUUAAAAGUCUUAUAACUUUUUAUUUUUGUCCCCACUGGCCUCCAAGUUUUCUAGGAUGAUGCAAUGUCCAGCCAUCAACACAUUUGUGAAGGAAUUUUUACUCGCCAAAAGAGCGCCCCCCCCCAUGGCAGGAGAAAAAAGUCAAUUUUUUCUUGUCCACUAAGGUGAAAAUACACAUUGUGUCAAUACGACAAAACAUACAGGCGUAGCACUCAACAAAAUUUUACAUACACGUGUAUUUACAUAAGAUCUUCGAAAAAGUCAAUGGCCACGUAUCUGUAAAAUGUACGGUUAAAGGGUUAUUUCGCAUUUUUUGCAGAUUCGCACACAUUGGAAUUUCGCUAAUUCCUCCGAAGGCUUUCGUUCCACCGGCACCACAUUUGCUCAGGCCAAUCUACACCCCAUGGCCAUUAAAAGUUAUUCAAAUCAUGACGCUGCACCCCACGGUUUAGGUUCUAGGGGGCGCCAAAUAUAACCCUAAAAUCCACAUAUUUAAAAGUCUUAUAACUUUUUAUUUUUGUCCUCACUGGCCUCCAUGUUUUCUAGGAUGAUGCAAUGUCCAGCCAUCAACACAUUUGUGAAGGAGUUUUUUCUCUUUAAAAGAGUGCCCCCCCAUGGCAGGAGAAUAAAGUCAAGUUUUUCCUGUUCAUCAUUCAAUGGCUCAAACGCACUGCUCUCUCGGCAAAAGCGAAAGGAGGAGCAACUUGCCAUUUGGAUAUAUCUUAGCUGUGUUUGUGCCCUCACUCAUGGUCCAGACUUUUUUCAAAUAGGACAUGGAGUUUUUCUGCAGCGAGCGUUUUGGUAGAAACUGCGCCUCCCGUUCAUUAUAAUGGUAAAUGACCACAAACAAGUGCGCACACCAUCUUUGGACCUUGAGUGUGACGCGAUCGGGAGGGGGAGGCGGUCGCACUGGGGGCGGCGCGACACGGCUCGGGCCCGACAGUGCCCCAACGGGGCCCUAGUUAUUAUUAUUUUUCCUCCCCUUUGAACUGGAAAAUGGCCCACUUCCCACUGGCGAAAACUCAUGAAAUUUGGCAGGACGACCGGGCCUGGUGAAAAAUUUGAUAUUCCGAAGUCGCCCAAACAAGAAAAUGCAAAAUGGCUCCAUAGCGCCCCCUAAGGUGAAAAUUCACACUAUUGACUGUCACGCCUGUACGCUUUGUCAAAAUGACACAAAAAUUGACACACACAUGUAUCUCAAUAAGAUCUACAAAAAAGUCAGUGCGGGCGUAUCUGUCAAAUGUACGGUUAAAGGGUUAUUUCGCAUUUUUUGCCGAUCCGCACACAUUGGAAUUUCGCUAACUCCUCCGAAGGCUUUCGUUCCACCGGCACCACAUUUGCUCAGGCCAAUCUACACCCCAUGGCCAUUAAAAGUUAUUCAAAUCAUGACGCUGCACCCCACGGUUUAGGUUCUAGGGGGCGCCAAAGAUAACCCUAAAAUCCACAUAUUUAAAAGUCUUAUAACUUUUUAUUUUUGCCCUCACUGGCCUCCAAGUUUUCUAGGAUGAUGCAAUGUCCAGCCAUCAACACAUUUGUGAAGGAAUUUUUACUCCCCAAAAGAGCGCCCCCCCAUGGCAGGAGAAAAAAGUCCAUUUUUUCUUGUCCCCUAAGGUGAAAAUUCACACUAUUGACUGUCACGCCUGUACGCUUUGUCAAAAUGACACAAAAAUUGACACACACAUGUAUCUCAAUAAGAUCUACAAAAAAGUCCAUGCGCGCGUAUCUGUCUAAUGUACGGUUAAAGGGUUAUUUCGCAUUUUUUGCCGAUCCGCACACAUUGGAAUUUCGCUAACUCCUCCGAAGGCUUUCGUUCCACCGGCACCACAUUUGCUCAGGCCAAUCUACACCCCAUGGCCAUUAAAAGUUAUUCAAAUCAUGACGCUGCACCCCACGGUUUACGUUCUAGGGGGCGCCAAAGAUAACCCAAAAAUCCACAGUCUUAAAAGUCUUAUAACUUUUUAUUUUUCUCCUCACUGGCCUCCAAGUUUUCUAGGAUGAUGCAAUGUCCAGCCAUCAACACAUUUGUGAAGGAAUUUUUACUCCCCAAAAGAGCGCCCCCCCAUGGCAGGAGAAAAAAGUCCAUUUUUUCUUGUCCCCUAAGGUGAAAAUUCACACUAUUGACUGUCACGCCUGUACGCUUUGUCAAAAUGACACAAAAAUUGACACACACAUGUAUCUCAAUAAGAUCUACAAAAAAGUCAAUAGGCACGUAUCUGUCAAAUGUACGGUUAAAGGGCUAUUUUGCAUUUUUUGCCGAUUCGCACACAUUGGAAUGUGGCUAUCUCCUCCUAAGGCUUUCGUCCCACUGAUACCAAAUUUGCUCAGGGCAAUCUACACCCCAUGCCCAUUCAAAGUUGUAAAAAUCAUGCCGCUGCACCCCACGGUUUACGUUCUAGGGGGCGCCAAAGAUGACCCAAAAAUCCACAUUCUUAAAAGUCUUUUUGGUCACUGCAGGAGUACAGAGUACUGCAAGAUACACACACAUACACACACACACACACACACACACACACACACACACACACACACACACACUCAGAGUCUGUUUUUUAGCACCUGCAAAAACAUGCUGUUUACAUAUUUGACAAGAAUGCAGAGGCUUCCUUUUGCCCCUGAAAAAAAUUAAAUUUCAAACACAACUUGACUGUUCAUUUCUCCAAAUGACAACCAUGAAGCUCCAUCCAAACCUGAAGCAGGCAGUUGGUGCAUGUGUACAGUAACCUGAGGGGAGUGAGGUGACUGCUUCUGAGGAGAACAUGAGCAGUGAAGAUUCACCUUGGAGCGAGAACAGGGACGUGCACAUGAUUAUACAGGGGCAGGGGCUCAAGUUUUUUCCAGUCGUUUAUACAAUAUGGAAAUUAAUGUGAAAUUAAAACACAAAGUAUUAAUAGAAAGGUAAUGACUGUCCUGUGUAGGUGACAGUGAUAUCGAAUAGGCUAGGCACUCACGAGGCUGGCUGUGGCAAGUGUAAGUGAAAGCAACACGCACUGGCAGGAAGAACAGCAAACGCCGAUGAAGGAAAAGGGUCUUUGCAGUGAUGGGCGUUACCAGAGAGGGCGAUGGCCAGAGGACACAAAUGGGACGGGGAGGCAGCACGUUGGGGGGGGACGCGACACGGCUCGGGCCCGCCAGUGCCCCAACGGGGUCCUAGUUUCUUUUUCCUCCCCUUUGAACUGGAAAAUGGCCCACUUCCCACUGGCGAAAACUCAUGAAAUUUGGCAGGACGACCGGGCCUGGUGAAAAAUUUGAUAUUCCGAAGUCGCCCAAACAAGAAAAUGCAAAAUGGCUCCAUAGCGCCCCCUAAGGUGAAAAUUCACACUAUUGAGUGUCACGCCUGUACGCUUUGUCAAAAUGACACAAAAUUUGACACACACAUGUAUCUCAAUAAGAUCUACAAAAAAGUCAGUGCGGGCGUAUCUGUCAAAUGUACGGUUAAAGGGUUAUUUCGCAUUUUUUGCCGAUCCGCACACAUUGGAAUUUCGCUAACUCCUCCGAAGGCUUUCGUUCCACCGGCACCACAUUUGCUCAGGCCAAUCUACACCCCAUGGCCAUUAAAAGUUAUUCAAAUCAUGACGCUGCACCCCACGGUUUAGGUUCUAGGGGGCGCCAAAGAUAACCCUAAAAUCCACAUAUUUAAAAGUCUUAUAACUUUUUAUUUUUGCCCUCACUGGCCUCCAAGUUUUCUAGGAUGAUGCAAUGUCCAGCCAUCAACACAUUUGUGAAGGAAUUUUUACUCCCCAAAAGAGCGCCCCCCCAUGGCAGGAGAAAAAAGUCCAUUUUUUCUUGUCCCCUAAGGUGAAAAUACACAUUGUUGAGUGUCACGCCUGUACGCUUUGUCAAAAUGACACAAAAAUUGACACACACAUGUAACUCAAUAAGAUCUACGAAAAAGUCAAUGCGCGUGUAUCUGUCAAAUGUACGGUUAAAGGGUUAUUUGGCAUUUUUUGCUGAUCCGCACACAUUGGAAUUUCGCUAACUCCUCCGAAGGCUUUCUGUCCACCGGCACCACAUUUGCUCAGGCCAAUCUACACCCCAUGGCCAUUAAAAGUUAUUCAAAUCAUGACGCUGCACCCCACGGUUUAGGUUCUAGGGGGCGCCAAAGACAACCCUAAAAUCCACAUAUUUAAAAGUCUUAUAACUUUUUAUUUUUGUCCUCACUGGCCUCCAAGUUUUCUAGGAUGAUGCAAUGUCCAGCCAUCAACACAUUUGUGAAGGAAUUUUUACUCCCCAAAAGAGCGCCCCCCCAUGGCAGGAGAAAAAAGUCAAUUUUUUCUUGUCCCCUAAGGUGAAAAUACAUAUUGUUGAGAUUCACGCCUAUACGCUUUGUCAUAUUGACACAAAAUUUGACAAUCACGUGCCUUGCCUGGUAUCAUUUUUUUUCAGCACAACCUCACCUGUGCGAAUUUACAGUUAUUUUAUCAUGUUGACAUACUGAAUUUACACAAUGGACCCAAAUUCACACACAAAACAUAAAAUCCGAGUGGAAAAAAGUAACAUUUUUACUGUGAAAACCACAAAUAUGUGUGAUGAACUGUUUUUAAAACUUAAACUUCAAAUAAAAAUUGUAAACUUCAAAACAUAUGCAAAUUUUUAACAAAGAACAUAGUGAUUUACCUCUAUUUACAUCAAAAUGCAGGCAAUGGCCCAGGCGUUCUUUGUAAAAUUAUUUACAAAACACUGUAUAGUCUCACAAAUGUCACUUUUUAUUUAUGCCACUACAAAAAAACAUGAUGUAAAUGAUGCAUGAUGUAAAACAUGAUGUAAAAAACUUGUGUAGAUCCUCCUCUAUGUCAGUCCAUGUGUAAUUUUUCCAUAAUUCUUUGUUUUUUGCAGCAUUUUUGUUAGUGUAACUGCAGAUUGUGCUGACAGUGUCUAUGGCACAAAAAAAAAAAAAAAUUAAAAUGCCUCAACAUGAACCCCUGGUGGUCUCUGAGGGUGAAACCUGCUAACUGCUGCAGCUCUGUCAGCUUCAGUCUCCCGUGCAGAGCUCUGAGCGCAUGUGUGGCUCUGCACCCUUAGCAGCGUUGCUAACUCCUCAGUAAGGAAAGCCUGCUUCAUGUCAGAGUCUCUAAACUCCAGAAGAAGUCGAUAAAAGUCCCUUUCUUUCUAAAAAAAAGUCGUUAGGGGGUCUGAAAAGUCAUUGAAUCUAACAACAAAGUCGCUAGGUUUGCAACUACGUGUCCCAGACUGCAUCCCUGCUGAGAGUCCCUCCCUCCCUUCUCAUGUUGCAGGAAGAACGUAAGCGCCCUCCCCUUGUCAAUCAGUCACCAUAUAAUUUUGGAUUGGUUGUUGUGGUGAAGUUUUCCACCAAUAGGAGAGAUGUUGUGGUGUGUUUUUUUUUUCUUUUGGCAAGCCUUUUCCGCCUGUAAGACCUGUCGCUAAUGUCUGCAUGCUAUGUUUUCCUGUCUCAUACAGCGCGAUCGAGCGCCGAACGUGAUCAAAAUAAGCAGAAAAAAAGUAUCGCGGACAUAAUUUAUCAUAACUCUGGUUUUAUUUGGCCUAUCAACACAAUUUAAAAACUGGUAUAUAGGUUGAGGUCCUCACUUUUGAGAUAAGUUGAAACAGAGAGUCAACGAGGCUCCGUCUUGCAGCUACAUCCGGUUAAAUAUGUCAUGUGACUUGAACGCACACACAGACACACACACACGCACACACACACACACACACACACACUCAGAGUCUGGUUUUUAGCACCUGCAAAAACAUGCUAUUUACAUAUUUGACAAGAAUGCAGAGGCUCCUUUUGCCCCUGAAAAAAAUCAAAUUUCAAACACAACUUGACUGGUCAUUUCUCCAAAAGACAACCAUGAAGCUCCAUCCAAACCUGAAGCAGGCAGUUGGUGCAUGUGUACAGUAACCUGAGGGGAGUGAGGUGACUGCUUCUGAGGAGAACAUGAGCAGUGAAGAUUCACCUUAGAGCUAGAACAGAGACGUGCACAUGAUUAUACAGGGGCAGGGGCUCAAGUUUUUUCCAGUUGUUUAUACAAUAUGGAAACUAAUGUGAAAUUAAAAAACAAAGUAUUAAUAGAAAGGUAAUGACUGUCCUGUGUAGGUGACAGUGAUAUCCAAUAGGCUAGGCACUCACGAGGCUGGCUGUGGCAAGUGUAAGUGAAAGCAACACGCACUGGCAGGAAGAACAGCAAACGCCGAUGAAGGAAAAGGGUCUUUGCAGUGAUGGGCGUUACCAGAGAGGGCGAUGGCCAGAGGACACAAAUGGGACGGGGAGGCAGCACGUUGGGGGGGGGGGGGACGCGACACGGCUCGGGCACGCCAGUGCCCCAACGGGGUCCUAGUAUCAAUUAAGAACUGCAGAUUACAUCAACACCAUUGUGCUCAAAUCUGUUGUCAUUUUGAUCAUUUGGAAGUGUACUUCAAAAAUAUUGUUGACACAGAGAAUUGUGGGGAAUUUUUCAUCUCUUCCGCAACAUUUUUAGAUAAAGAGAAACAAUAGGGUGUGGUCAUGAAAAGUUAGACAUGAGGGCACAAAUGCACUAUUCAGUUCACAUCUAACAUGCAGCAACACUGGAAGCUUUUAACAGAGUCACACCGUCUCUUACUGAGCUAUUUUGGUGCUCUUACUUUAGUAUCUUUUACUGUUGUUUUAUUAUGUUUUAUUCAUUCUUUUUUAAAUUUCAUUCUAUGUUUCUUUGUUUUUAGAUUUUAACCUAAACCUCCAGUGUUUCCUUAUCUUGAGUUUUAAAAUGACGUUUCCUCAGUGCACACGUUCCUGUUUCCACAAAAUCAAGCCCUUUUUAGGUUUAUGCAUUUUAAUACUUUUUCUGGUUGUAGUUAGAUCAUGAGAGGUUGGACUGAGGUAGAUUUGGGUAUUCUUUGUUUCUUUUAUUCUUUUUUCUGUGUAAAGCACUUUGUGCCACAUGGUUGUCUAUAAAAAGUGCCAUAUAAAUAAAGACUGAUUGAUUGAUUGAUUGAUUGAUUGAUUGAUUGAUUGAUUGAUUGAUUGAUUGAUUGAUUGAUUGAUUGAUUGAUUGAUUGAUUGAUUGGCAUGGCUUCACGCUGAGUAUGAACAAAAAGUAGAAGGUGCACAGUUUAAGAUUUAUAAUAAAGAUCAGACACAGUGAGAAAAAAAUAGAGGAUGUGAUACAGGUGAUGGGAGUUUCCUCUGAUGUGGCAGAGAUUGAUGAGCUGACAUGAAAAUAUGGGGAAGGAUUAGGGGUGUCAUGUUAAUGAGGGUUUUUCUUCAGUGUAUCCUAGAGGGAGGGUUAAAGUGUGUGACUACAAAUAAAUCAGCUUAUAUAAAAAUUGAUCAGCAUUUGCCCUAGAGUAAACUGCAUAUAUCUGACGUAUGAAGCUAAAAAUACAAAUACACACAUUUCCCAUGAGUAUUUUGUAACAUCAUGAUGAAAUAAUAGUCUUCACCAUCUGUUUGCGAUAUUCAUGCAGGAAAAAAAUAAAUGAUAAUAUAACCUGGGUAAAUGUCAUAGUAUAAUAACAUGUUUAAAUAGCAGUGAAUGUGCACACACAAUGUCAGCCGUCUGUCAUGAUUAGUGCUCUGUGUCCGCUUGUGCAAAUGCAUGCGGGCUGAGUACUCACAGGACUGCAGGGCUCAGAUAAGGAGCAGCCAGUGUGCUGUGGGUUAAGCCAGGCGGGAUAAACCUCAUCUGUAUGUCCUGCCAGUGAGGAACAGGAGCUGUGAGAACCAGCAGCACCAGCUCACAAGCCUUCAUGGUGCAAAGAGUGGAUCAGAAACUCUUCUUGUUACCCCUGGUUUACCCAGACCUUCAGCAAAUAUUACGCCCAGGCUCAGACACUCUCAAACAUGCAUAAAUUUAUCUUGCUAAUCUCCUGAUUGAAAUUGGCUGCAUGCCGGGCUGAAAUUUGGAGGAGAGUGCGUGCAGUGCAUUGCAACAGCAGCUCUGAUAACAUAAUAACUAACUUGUAAAUCUUUGCCCUGGCACUGUCAUGGUGUGGAUCUAUUGUUAAUGUGCCUGUGCAGACACUAAUUGCCCGGUAGCUAAAUGGCUUUUCCAGUGUGUUGAAAACAUAAUCUAAACACAAGAAUGCAGCGUAUAGUAAGCAAAAACAUUUCUGUGGGACUGAGCUGGAUAACAUACAUCUGAGGGUUUACAGGAAAUGGCAGAUGCCUCCACUAAGAGUCAAUGAGCCCUGACUUCCUCAGCAUAUUGAGAUCCACUCAGGAUUUGAUGAGCUUUUGAAGGGCAAAUAUGCACCUUACCAUCUGACUGCUGCUGCUGCUGCAAAGUGGGCCAUAAGGUGGUUUGGCUGCCACUGAGCAAGCAAAGGAGGCCUGGUGGAACAGGAGAGUAGAGGAAAUGAUAAGGGAUGGAGUGGGUAAUGAUGAAGAAAAGACAUCUGUAGUACAGCUCACAGCCAAAUGCAUGGAGAUUUAGUCAAAGGUGAUGACUGGGGGCUGAGAGAGCAGAGUUAUUCAGGUGUCUGUACCUAUUGCUCUCAACAGAUGAAGAACAUUAGAGGUUUAAAACAAGGAAGACAGUCAACAACUUUGUCCCCUCCAAGGUUUUAAACUUGCUCUAACGAUAGGCUGCAGCCUCCAGAACAAGAUAACUACAAAUACACACCCCUACAGGCCUGUGUGAGCAUAAUAUCAUGAAACAGCCACACAUCCAAGUCCCAAAUGCUGCAGAGAACAGGAAGAGGGGAUUCAUUUUCUCCUCUUUGAGCCCUGUGGGACACAACUUCAGUGAGAUUGUGUUCUGCAGAGGUAAGGAGUAGGGAGGAAGUCAGCUAAGGGGCUAAAAACAGGAAAAGCCAACCAUUUAGUCAGGAGCUCAGUGUGCAAAAGAUAUUCCAGUUUAACUUUGUGAAAGCAGCUCUGAAUGAAGCCUGAAUCUCUAGAACUAAAAGGAGACAUAAAAAAAAAUGCAAAUAAUUGAUAACUGGUAAUAAGUACUUUGUUGAUUAAAUGAACUUCUGCAUACUCAGCAAACAGUGACUGAUUCCUGAAGGAUGCCUCCAUUUUUACUAAGAGGGCAAAAUGUGCCAAAAGAUGGUUGUCAUGAAGGGGAUAAUGACAUGGACUUUGCUCAGAAACAAAUAACAUGAACAAAACUAUAAGGUUUUUAACUAUUUACAUCCCUUCAGAACUGUCCUCCAAAUACUCAUAAGAUGCUACACGCUUACUCUUGUCCAUCCAUUUGUUAAAAUCUGAUCAAAUUACACUGUUACCGUCUUCCCACAACAACAGCAAUUAAAACAAUCUUACAAAAAGAGCUUCUAGAUGUUGAAUCUGCUACUCUGUGUUCUAUUGUUAGUUUACUGUCUUUGUUCACUGUCUUAUGCUGUCUGCAGAUCAAUCAAUCAAUUAAUCUGUCAUUAUGAAGGGCUGAUUUUUUGGAAGUGUCAUCCCAAGUUGAACAAGAAAAAAAAAAUAAUAAUAAAGCUGGUCUAGAUCAGACUCCAUUUACCAAAACAGACCCAAUGUAAAGAUGGGAUCAGACUGAGUUCCAUCCUGUGAGAUCAGACCAACUUCCAUCCACCUUCAACCACAAGAGUGAAACACUUGAUAGCAUUUAUUAACAGACAGAAACCUCAAGCAGAACCAGACUGAUGUUAAACUGUCAUCUGCUUAGACUGAGCGGGGUUUAGAGAGGAGAGAGAGGGAGACGGAGAGAGUGUGUGAGAGAGAGAGAGAUGGACAGAAGAGAGACUGAUGCUUGUCAGCAGCUGUAAAGCAGCAGGUCCACAACAGUGAUCCAGAUGAACCUACAGGAUGAUAGAGCUCAGGGACUCCCAGAAAAGACUUAAUUAGUGACUCUGAUGGGGCAUGAUAAUCCAAAGUUAAUGACACAGAGAGAAAGAGACAAGAAUCUGUGUGAAUGCAACUAACAACGCAAAUAAUAAUAACAAUAAUGAUGAAUUUUAUCUUUAGUGCACUUCUUAUUGAGGAAACAAUCUCAAAGUGCUACAGACAUUACAACAAGAAAUUUAAAAGUCCAUACUGAAAAUCUAGCUAAAAGCUUUGUUAAAAUCGUAGGUUUUUAAGCCUUUUUCUAAAAACGCCCACAGUUGUUGGUGCUCUCAGGUGGCCGAAUUUUCACACUUUAACCAGGAUCUGGGCAGCACAGUUCUGUUAAUACAACUAAUGUGGUCACAGUGAGACUUCAACAAUACAACAAUAUUAUGUAGUAACAAGGACACAAUCUAUUUCUGACAACUUAAUACCUUUUUAUAUGAUGUCUGUUUUUAAUUUGGUAUCUAUAAUUUGGUAAGAAUGCCAAUAACUGUCCUUCAACUUAACCAAACAUGAAUUCUGUAAUGAAGUAACGGCAGAGAGCUGACGUUAACAGCUCAUUUUACUACUUUACUACUGUGUUUGGACCUUUUUUUUACUAUUAGACUAACGAUGAGCUGAGUUGCUGUGAUGUUUUGGGACUAGUGAUUGUGAAGCAUGAUUUGGAGACUGACUGGAGACUGACUUCUUCUGGUGUAUGGUCUGAGGCACUUAAGUGGAGUGGAUGAUGCUGUCCUCUUCAUGCUUCACUGUGACCUGUCUCGUCUGGAGGAACCUGGGGUUUAUGUGAGGAUCAUGUUCUUCAACUUUUCAAGUUCAUUCAACACCAUUCAAACCACCAUACUCAAAGACAAGCUCACAGAGAUGGAAGUGGAUCCUUCCUGUAUUCCUGGAUCACAGAUUACCUGACAGGAAGGCCACAGUUUGUCAGGCUGGGGAACUGUGUUUCUGGGACAUUAAUGAGCGGAACAGGGGCUCCACAAGGGACAGUGCUGGCUCCAUUCCUGUUCACACUGUACACGUCAGACUUCAAAUACAGCACUGAGUCCUGCCACAUCCAGAGAUACUCAGAUGACACUGCUAUCAUGGCAAGUAUCAUAAAUGAAAAAGAAGCUGAAUACAGAGAUCUGAUAAGAGCCUUCAGUGACUGAGUUGCUGAGGAGGAGGCAGUUUUUGUGACAAAAGAAAUGAUCAUAGACUUCUGCAGAUCCUACCCUCUGUUUCUUUUCAAGAAAAUGAUCUGUGACCCUGUCGUGAAAGAAGAGAGUCUCCAAACACAAUGCUAGUUGUCUUUAACAAAAGGUAGGAGUCUAUGAGCGUUUGAUAGGAGUCUAUCUUGAUGUGGCAAUAUUUGCCCACUGUUCUUUGAAAAACCGCUCCAAAUCUGACAGAUUGCGAGGCCAUCUCCUUUGCACAGCCCUGCACAGCCCUCCUCAGAUCACCCCACAAAUGUUUGAUGGGAAACAGGUCUGGGCUCUGGCUGGGCCAUUCUAAAGUCUCAAUCUUAUCCCGGUGAAGCCAUUCUUUUGUUGAUUUAGAUGUGUGCUUUGGGUCAUUGUCAUGCUGAAAGAUGAAGUUCCUCUUCAUCCUCAGCUUUCGGCAGAAGGCCGAAGGUUUUGUGCCAACACUGACUGGUAUCUGGAACUGUUCAUGAUUCCCUCCACCCUGACUAAGGCACCAGUUCCAGCUGAAGAAAAACACCCCCAAAGCAUGAUGCUGCCACGACCAUGCUUCACUGUAGGUAUGGUGUUCUUUUGGUGAUGAGCAGUGUUAAUUUUGUGCCAAAUAUACCUUUUGCAAUGAUGCCAAAAAGUUCAACUUUCGCUUCAUCAGACCAUAACACAUUUUCCCACAUGCAUUUGGGAGAUCUCAGAUGUCUUUUUGCAAAAUUCAGCUGGGCUUUGAUGUUUUUUCUUUGUAAGAUAAGGCUUCUGUCUUCCCACCCUACCCCAUAGCCCAGACUUAUGAAGACAGCAGGAGAUUGUUGUCUCAUGUACUACACAGCCAGCACUUGCCAGAAAUUCCUGCAGCUCCUUCAGUGUUGCUGUCGGCUUCUUGGUAGCCUCCCUGACCCGUUUUCUUCUUGUCUUAUCAUCAAUUUUGGACGUUCUGUUCUUGGUAAUAUCACUGUUGUGCCAUAUUUUCUCCACUUGAUGAUGACGGUCUUUACUGUGUUCCAUGGUAUAUUUAAUUCCUUAAAAAUUCUUUUGUAGCCCUUACCUGACUGAUAUCUUUGAACAAUGAGAUCGCUCUGAUGCUUUGGAAGCUCUCUGCGGACCAUGGCUCGUGCUGGAAGAUGUGGCUACAAAAAUGUUAGGAAAAGCCUACUAGAACAGCUGAACUUUAUCUGGGGUUGAUCAGAGGCACUUUAAUUGGUGACAGGUGUGUGCUGACUCCAAUUUAACCUGAAUUGGUUAAAUGAACACAGCCACAUCCCCAGUUAUUAAAGGGUGUGCACACUUAUGCAACCACAUGAUCUCAGUUGUUUAUUUUUACUUCACCGCCCUGAAAGAUUUCUGUUUGUUUUUCAGUUGUGUUGUACAGGUUAUAGGUCACAUUAAAGGUGGAAGAAGUUGUGAAAUUAUUUAUCUUGAUUUAAUUUUUUUACAUCACAAAAUCCUGGCAGUUGAACAGGGGUGUGUAGAUUUUUAUAUCCACUGUAGGUGUACAUCUGGAUAAAGUUUGACUGGUCUAAGAACAUCCAUCAACAGAAAGGGGCAGAGCCGGCUCUUUUGCCUGAGAAGACUCCAAUCAACAGACAUCUGUAGUAAUAUGCUGCAGUUGUCAGUCUGUGGUGGCAAGUCUGUUUAGUAUCAAACACAAAGAUGUGAGACAUCCAAACAAACUGGUGAAAAAAGCUGGCUCUGGCUCUACACUGAGAAAGGUGGAGACUAUUCUAAAGAACAAUCAUUACCCACUUCAUUAUUGUAUCGUAUAUCUUAUUCUUAGCUUACUGUUUUUUAAUAGCUGUUAAAUGUCCAUUGGACAUAGGAGGUCAUUCAGAGCUUAUGCCAGGUGGUUGAUGUGGCUGGUAUUCUGUGAAUGCACCUUGUUAAAUGCAGUAAGCUGUAUAUUCUAUGGUAUAGAUUUCAGCAAAGUCCCAAAUCCCCUCGAGGCUUUUUAAUAAUUCCGGUACCCGGGUUAUUCAAGGGGACAGUUCAGCCCUAGACCAGAUGCAGAUACAGAAAGCAAUGUCCCAGCUUACUCCUGUUACCUACUGCUCACUUUCUCUGAGUCAUAGAGUGCUCAUUAUACAAAGCAAUACUCUAGCAGCAGCAAUUUGCACGCCAUAUUAACAGAGUGUUCACUGUGGCUGUUAAUGGGUCACUAAACCAUUGUGGAAAAGCUGAUUGUUGCAUGUGGAAAGGUAUGAAAUAUUCAAACAUAGAUCAGUCCAAAGAUUUGCAUUGUCCUAGCAGCUAACAGGAGUUCAUGCAGGUCCAGUGGUGAAUGCUCAUUCUCUUUCUCUACUAUUCAAGCCCCCACAGUAACACUGAAAUAAAAGAGAUGGAAAAACUGGCACCAUCUUUGAGUCCUGAAUCCAGUUUUUAUGAGUACAGAUGAAUUCUGCUGUUCAUAUGUUAAGAAGUGAACUUAACAAGAUCAGGUAGGAAGCUUUUAUUGUUGUUUUCCUUUGUUGCAUGAACCAGUUCUUUGUUUUCCCAUUCAAGGCUUUAAGAUGAAGUUAAUAAAUUGGUUUAAAUGGAAGAUUUGCUCAGAGAUUAAUACAAAAUAACACCUUCAUUAGAGGGAGUCCUGAGGACUGAAGAGAGGAGAGUUUGGUUAAAAGUUAGAUAAAAUGUAAGAUAUAAAAACACAACCACUGAACUCCCUCCGCCUCAGGACUUAAACUUUCUAUCACUGUGACAAUAAAGUGACUGGUUAAAUGAAGUAUAAUGAUCACCAUUAAAUCAGGGAUCUUAACUUUUCAAAGGCUGGUAAUUUUUUAUAUCAGCCUUUCUCAAAGUGGGGUGCUGUCUGACUGUGUCAGGGGUGCAGUCGUAAAAAGACCUACUCUGACAUUUCAUAUAUAAAUAUAUGAGUAAAUGCAUAAAUACAAUCUUUUUACGUAUAUGCCUGAAUAAAUAAAUGAGUAAAUUCGUUUAAGAUAAAUAAAGCAUUAAAUGGAUCAUCAGAAUCUGUUCCACAUGCCCAUUGUCAAUAACAUGUCACAAAGUCAAUUGCCCAGCCCACCGGGGUCAGUGCAAGGUCUGACUGCACAGCAUAUCCUUUUUUUUUUCAUUUAACCAUGAAAAUACUUUUGAUCUCACAAAGAGCAAGGAACAAGCAGCAGCAUCAUUGAUUGUUUUUGAAGAAGAAAAUGAAUGCAUAAAAGCUGUUAAAGACUGACAUGUCUUAACAGAAGUAGAGGAUCAGGCAGUUCCCAAACUGAUGCAGACACUUUGAACUUUGCCUCCAUCUUUAGGGCUGUCAAAAUUAUGUAUCCAUAUGCAGUUAUCCAUAAUCAUCCUUAUGCAAUCAGUCAAUAAGUGAUCCAUCCCCUCUCCCUUUACCUCUCUCUACCUGACAUGAGUAGGAUCUCUGCAGAACACACAUACAGUACAGGCCAAAAGUUUGGACACACCUUCUCAUUCAAUGAAUUUUCUUUAUUAUCAUUACUAUUUAAAUUGUAGAUUCUCACUGAGGGCAUCAAAACUAUGAAUAAACACAUGUGGAAUCAUGUGUGUAAGAAAAAAGUGCGAAGUAACUGAAAACAUGUUUUAUAUUUCAGAUAUAGAUAUGAUUUAGAUGUAGCAACCCUUUGCUUUUUUGAUAGCACUGCAAACUUUUGCUGUUCUCUCAAUGUGCUUCAUGAGGUAAUCACCUGAAAUGGUUUUUACUUCACAGGUGUGCCUUGUCAGGGUUACUUCGUGACUGACACAACUUUUCAGUCACUCCUAAAUCCUUCUUUAUCAACAAUUACUGUCCUCGACAUGACCUGCCUGAGAACUGAACAGUGUGGGCAAAACUAAACUAUGAAUCAAUAAAUCAUUAUCAAUGCAGCAGUUAAUGCAGCAAACACAUGAGAGAGACAAACACAGGGGGGAGGGAGGGCAGCAAGCAGCAGGUCAGAGGAGCAGGUAUAUUUGCAUGUUGGAGACCGGAGGCUUGAGGGGAUCAGGUAAAGAACCAAGCAACAAUGAAUAUGCCCUCGCACCUCUACACAAAAUCAAAAUCAGUCCCACUGCCAUGACCACACCCUUUGACAAAAACUUAAUAUGUUGAUAAUUUCAGAUUUGUAAUGUGUCUACAAUACACUGUAUGGAAGCAAUUGUGACUCAUAUCUCAAAUUCAAAAGCAUUAGCAGAAAUGCUUUUUCAUUUCAAAGUCAUGGCUGCACUAAUUGACUCAAAAAUAAAAAUCAAAAGCAAUAUUCCAUAAUGCAUUUUCAUUUUCUUCUUCAAUACUGCUCAUUUUGUGACUGAAUUAAAAAGCAAAACCAAACUCUGAAAUGCUUUUUCGUUUUCAUGCUCGCCCCGCAAAAAGUGUCUCAUAAUUCAAUCUGAUUCGCAAUCUCAAGUGGCGCAGGAAAGUGACGUCACAGACCCCACUCGUUCUGGCCCCUUCUGGCCGAUAGGGGGGAGAACGAGUGGGGUCCGUGUUAACCUGUGACUGUAUGCAGAUGUCAGCGGUGUGUCAGAUGUGCUGGUCCUUUUACUCACUCACUUACAGCAUGGAGACGUGGACUCUACACAUUUUAUCUAACUAACCUGUGACAACCUGUACUGUAAUACAGAGGAGCACACCCAAGUUUGACAAGGUGCCGACUAAGGAUCAUUUGAACAAGAACAAUAAAGAAAGUUGCACACUCUUAUCUCCUCUACUGUUUUAUUACCUUACGGUUUCAGAUACUGUACCCCUGAAAUAAACUUUGCAACAACAUACACAAAAUUCAACAUCGAGGCAUGCUGCUGCAGUGUUCGAGCUGUGAGCUGCACAGAAGCAAGCUAACAGCAUACAGUACAGGUGCUCCUCAACAAAUAAGAAUAAAUAUAUUCUCAUUUAUUGAGAUGGGAUACUUUAAUACAUUGUGCAACAGAAGCCUGCAGAUGACUUUGAAAUUAGAAUAUUUUAGUCCACUGAAGAUAAUAUGUGGAGAGUCCACGUCUCCAUGCUGUAAGUGAGUGAGUAAAAGGACCAGCACACCUGACACACCGCUGACAUCUGCAUACAGUCACAGGUUAACACUGACAGAGACUGCAGUGAUUCUGCCUCUGUGCCAUGUAUUUUUAAGGCAUCUCUAUGACCAUUUUGUCUGUUUCUCACUGUUUAUGGCCCUUUAUUUGCAAAAUACCCCAAAUCCAUCGAUCAGUAAUGAGAACAAUAAAGAGUAUAAAGUCCGUUAGUCAAUUGAAAUAGCCGCGAUCCACGGUUUGAUUUCAUUCACGCUGACUGCGAUCAGUACGAGUGGUGACAGCGGACGCUUUUCCACAUUAAAGAGGGAAAUAUUUGUAAUAUAUCUUCAUUAACACCAAGUGUUUCGUUUCUACUUAUUUGAAGCGUGGAUAAUAGUUGUGGAGACGUCCACACAAACAUUGAAUACAACCAACAAGCGAGGUGUACAGGCUGUGUUAAUUACAUUGAAUAUCAAUUGAACGAAUGGUACAUGGAUUCACUGCCCCCUAUCGGCCAGAAGGGGCCAGAACGAGUGGGGUCCGUGACGUCACUUUCCUGCGCCACUUGAGAUUGCAAAUCAGAUUGAAUUAUGAGACACUUUUUGCGGGGCGAGCACGAAAACGACAAAGCAUUUCUGAGUUUGGUUUUGCUUUUUAAUUUAGUCACAAAAUGAGCAGUCUUGAAGAAGAAAAUGAAAAUGCAUUUUGGAAUAUUGCUUUUGAUUUUUAUUUUUGAGGCAAAUAGUGCAUACAUGACUUUGAAAUGAAAAAGCAUUUCUGCUAAUGCUUUUAAAUUUUCAAAUUUGACAUUUCAAAUUGAAUUUUGUUACCUUUUUGCUGGUGAAUGUUUUGAAAAUUAAAUGUUAAAUGUGAUUUGCUUUUGCUUUUUAAUUUAGUCACAAAAUGAGCAGUCUUGAAGAAGAAAAUGAAAUUGCAUUUUGGAAUAUUGCUUUUGAUUUUUAUUUGUGACUCAAAUCGUGCAGCCAUGACUUUGACAUGAAAAAGCAUUUCUGCUAAUGCUUUUGAAUUUGAGAUAUGAGUCACAAUCGCUUCCAUAACACUGUGCCAAUUUGGAGUUGAUCAUAAUAAUAAUACAUUUUAUUUAUUAGGGCACCUUUCAAGGCACUCAAGGUCGCUUACUGUAUAGAUAAAACAAUACAGAACAUUAUAAUAGAAUAUAAUAUGAUAUAUGAUAUACAUAUUUAAAAAAAUAAUUAAAAUAAGAUUAAAAGUACAUUAAAACCAAACACAAUAGAACAAAGUAAAACUAUGUGGAGGAGGUCAGACAGGUACGGAGGGGCAAGGUUGUGAAUGGUCUUGAAGGUGAGCAGUAGAAUCUUGUAUUGGAUGUGGUGUGAGAUUGGGAGCCAGUGGAGCUGCUGGAGGAUUGGUGUGAUGUGGUGACUGGAUGGGGUCCUUGUGAUAAUACAGGCUACUGAAUUCUGUACUAGUUGUAGUUGCAGUAGUUGAGUCGGAAAGUGAUGAGACUGUGGACCAGGAUGGCAGCUGUGUGAGGUGUGAGAGAGGGGCAGAGGUGGUUGAUGUUGUGAAGAUUUAGGUAGGCUUAGCGGGUUAUGUGGCUGAUAUGUGGGGUGUAUGAGAGUGUGCUGUCGAGGGGGACACCCAGACUAUUUACCUGGGAGGAUGGAGAGAUGUUGGAAUCAUCUAUGGAUAUUGUGAAACUAGGAGAUUUGGAUGGGCUGGUUUUUGUGCUAUGAGUAAGAUUUCUGUUUUGUUGCUGUUCAGUUUAAGGAAGUCGGAUGAAAACCAGGGUUUUAUUUCAGGAGGCAGUCAGUGAGGAAGGAGGGAGGGAGGGUGGACUCAGGUUCAGUGGAGAUAUGGAGCUGGGUGUCAUCCGCGUAGCAGUGGAAGUUUAUGUGAUGUUUCUGGAAAACGUAACCAGGGGGGAUUAGGUAAAAGAUUAAAUUGAUCAGGAUUUGCUGCUUCCAAUAUUAACCCUUUUAUACUACCUCCUCAAAACACAAGGAUGCAAGACAUCUGAACAAACUGGUGAAAAAGGCUGGCUCCAUGGUUGGACUCACUGGAGGAUGUGGUGGAGAGAUCUACACUGAAGAAGGUGGAGACUGUUCUAAAAAACAUGGAUCACCUACUUCACAACACCUUAAUGGACCAAAGGACCAAGGAUGGUGGACAAUCUUUUGUACCCACAGCCAUCAGACUUUACAGCUCUUCUAUAAAUAGUAGAUGACUUUUUGAGACAUGACAAAUGAGACGACAAUUGAAUUUCCCAUUGGGGAUCAAUAAAGUUUAAAAUGUUCACUUGAACAUUUUAAGUGGAGCCGAAGAGCAAUUAUUAGCAAAGUUUUUGCACAAGGCCCUUCAAAUAUCUAGAUGUAAAAUGUCUGACCCGUGUGCAAAAUAAAGUGAGUUUCAUGGCAUGUUCAAGCCUCAAACAAGCAAUUGAUUCAGCGAAAAAAAAUAAAAAUAAAAUAAAAAUGCUGUGCCCUCUGUGCUCAGGCCCUCAUAAAGUGCAAAUAUUAUUAGGAUGUGAUAAAGAAUCAUUCAGAAAUAGGAUAGUAAUGUAUAAUAAUGCAGCCCAAGUAAUUUCACUUAUGAUUUGGUGCUCUCCAGGAACAUGAUCCAUACACUGUAAGUGAUUAAUACUGAGCCUGUAAUUAACCAGAUUAUUUCCCUUAAUUGCCCCAGGGCACUUCUUCCCAGCUUUUUGCAGUUUGUGCUGUUUCCCCAGUGACAUCUUUUGCAUAGAAAUUACUCUGGUUAUUAGACAGCUGGUUCUUUCAAGAUGAAAUUCUGUGAGAUUCUGCAAGUGUUGCAUUUACCAAAAGUGCUGUAUGAAGAGAUUUUGUUUAUCCAAGGGACUGUCUAUUUACUCCCUCUGCAGCUGGGAUAAACCUGGUGGAUUCUGUGAAUUAAAAUCAAACAAACAAAUCUGACCCACUUUCAGUUGAACUGUAAUGAAAAAAAAGUGGAGUUAAGCCACGUAGACGCUUUGAGCAAAAAGAUAUAUAAACAGAGUUAACACUUUGGGGGAGGGCCUGCCAGUAAUAGACUGGAGGCAUAGACGUCUACACUAGAGAUAGAAGGCGCAUUAUAAGGAUUCAAACUCAGAUAAUGUAGAAGAUCUUCCUGUUUGUGCGCUUGGAUGUAAACACUGAUAACUUGGAAGUCAGUAUAAUGGCAUAAUCAUAUGUCCAUUAGCCUUCGAGGUAAAACUCUAUAACACAAACUAAGUCUUUGUUUUGACAUAAUCCUUAUGUGCUUCAUCAUACCCUCAUCCUCCCUUUAUGUCUCAUUCAUAUAGACAGAAUUGAUUGAAGAAGCUUAUUUGGUGAGGUGGAGUGAUAAAAAGUGCUGUAGAUGCUGAUUGACAAAGAAAUUAUUCAAAUAAGUUGGCUAAAAGGCUUCACAUUCUCCCAGAUAGAGAAGACAAAAACACUGAAAUUUGUCAUAUAAGGUUAUUUUUCAUCUUGACCUGGGUGUGACAUUACAAGGAGAUGUCCACUGUGGGACUAUGGUGGAAAAGAACUUGGUUAGCAUUAAAAACACUGGUAACAGACCAUUUGGCUUUGUGACAGGUUUGUUGGUUUUGGACAUUUAAAGCCUAUGAACCCCUUCAUAAAAGUUUAUAGGGCUUUAAGGUGCAGUGCGACAAUCCUCCUGUUUUAAAAUCAAAGCCACAGCUGACAGUAUUCCUGCUGUUUAAGCUGAUAUUGACACACAAUCCUGUUAGCUACACUCUCUUAAUCAUGUUGUUGUGACUCACUUCAAGCUCUGCAUUAGCUGGUUUGUGUUUUUGACUCUGCGUACCUUUCUGAAAGCACACAGGAGCGGAUAAGUGCUUCGUGCUGUUGUUAUCAGCCUGCUGUUUCCUCAGCAGAACAUGCUAUGCUCUCCUGUGUGUGUGUGUUCUCAGAGUAUUUACAACCCAUGUAUUAAUAGCCUGUCGCUUCUUUCCCUGACAGACCUGACUGAGCGACGCUGGAGGAGAAAGAACAGACCAGAGGAACCUGCUGGAGACAGUCCAAACAGAUCCCCUCACCACAGCUGUGAUGGUGGAUGAGGACAUUUGAGACUUCUUUUGUAUUUGAAGUCAGACCCGAAAGUUUUGUUGGACUUUCUGAGAAGCUGUCAAAGACUCUGUACAGAAAAAAAGACACUUAAUUCUACCCUAAACUGUAGUAUGAUGCUCUUAUGUACCGUCAGUCCACCUCACAAAGCAUCCUGUCACGUUCAGGUGUGAGGGACUGCUGUUCAAACAGACAGUCUUAGAUGGAGAAAAGAUAACAUCAUUAAAGCUUUAAGGGUUUGAUUCAAAAGCUAAGGAGGAAUGAUGUAAUGUGACUAAAGCUGAAAAAAUAAUAUGUCUGUGGUUUGUUCAUAUUUGAAAAAAAAGAAGUAAUUGCAUGAAAAAUUAAAGUUUUAUUCUGUGACCUGCUUUGCAGGAUGUAGUUCAGGGCUCAGAAAAAACAACAACCACCUCAGUCAAUACGUUUACAUGAUUUUAAAACAGCUGAGUUAUUUCAUUUGCUGGAUUUAAAUUGAACCUUUACAUGUUAGCCAGACUAAGACUGCACUGUGUUGAAUCCCUCAAAUUUGGAGUAACAUACCUGGAUAAUGCAGUUGGGGAUCAAUCAUGUCUUACAUUUAGAAAACCCCUAAACACUCUGCGCAUGCUCCACAGUAUGCACAACAGGCUUUGACCUGAAAGAUGAACUGUGUAAAUGUUUGAGGAAAAAGGUAGAACACAAAACUUUUACAGAAGAUGACAAGAGAUGAAGCUGUUGUACCAUAGGGACGAAAGGUACAGAGCUGUAAAAUAGCUAAUGUUUUUACCAUUUGACAUGCAACCACUUAGCUUCCUGCUAAUUUGUUUGUUGAUUGUUUUGGCAUGGGAGACAUUCUCAUUCAUGGUUUUCAUGUGGCAUCACACAGCAAUCAUGGCGCCAUCAAGGACAGACCCGGGGCUGAGCAUCAGCGAUUCACUAUUCUGUGUAUUACAGAGUACCAGGGUCAUAAAGAGGAUUUUUAAGUUUUAAUGGCUCCAGUGAGUAACUGUCGGCUUGUGUCAAUUUUAGCAGCCCCUGUGGACAGAGGGGAACAUCCAAUCUCUUUACCAAUCUUUCUCUAUUCAAGCAAAGGUAGUGUUUAAUGAAAGAGCAUGCCAUCCUGCUUUUUUAUUGUCAAAUGGACCUCUCAUUGGGCAUUUCUUCAAUUUGUCAUCUUGUCUGGGACUCAUCCCCUUAGAAAAUUAUAAUAUUAACAUUGUAGAGGAACAUCACUGUUAAUUUAAGUGUGUUUCAUUGCCUUUUCAAAACUCUUCAUGGUAGCUUUAUUGUAUCCACAAUCCUCUGUCAUAGCUGUGGGCUGCAGCAACAGUAAAUCAAAAAAAGACCUGACUGGCCCUUUAAACUUUGAUGUAUUUGUACAUUUUUCUUGCAGACCUUCCCUAAGCAGCCUCAUGUUGUGUUUACACCAAAUAUCAAAAGAUCACUUGGGUUAGUGACAUACACUCACCGGCCACUUUAUUAGGUACACUAUGCUAGUAACGGGUUGGACCCCCUUUUGCCUUCAGAACUGCCUCAAUUCUUCGUGGCAUAGAUUCGACAAGGUGCUGGAAGCAUUCCUCAGAGAGCUUGGUCCAUAUUGACAUGAUGGCAUCACACAGUUGCCGCAGAUUUGUCGGCUGCAUAUCCAUGAUGCGAAUCUCCCGUUCCACCACAUCCCAAAGAUGCUCUAUUGGAUUGAGAUCUGGUGACUGUGGAGGCCAUUUGAGUACAGUGAACUCAUUGUCAUGUUCAAGAAACCAGUCUGAGAUGAUUCCAGCUUUAUGACAUGGCGCAUUAUCCUGCUGAAAGUAGCCAUCAGAAGUUGGGUACAUUGUGGUCAUGAAGGGAUGGACAUGGUCAGCAACAAUACUCAGGUAGGCUGUGGCGUUGCAACGAUGCUCAAUUGGUACCAAGGGGCCCAAAGAGUGCCAAGAAAAUAUUCCCCACACCAUGACACCACCACCACCAGCCUGAACCGUUGAUACAAGGCAGGAUGGAUCCUUGCUUUCAUGUUGUUGACGCCAAAUUCUGACCCUACCAUCCGAAUGUCGCAGCAGAAAUUGAGACUCAUCAGACCAGGCAACGUUUUUCCAAUCUUUUAUUGUCCAAUUUCGAUGAGCUUGUGCAAAUUGUAGCCUCAGUUUCCUGUUCUUAGCUGAAAGGAGUGGCACCCGGCGUGGUCUUCUGCUGCUGUAGCCCAUCUGCCUCAAAGUUCGACGUACUGUGCGUUCAGAGAUGCUCUUCUGCCUACCUUGGUUGUAACGGGUGGUUAUUUGAGUCACUGUUGCCUUUCUAUCAGCUCGAACCAGUCUGGCCAUUCUCCUCUGACCUCUGGCAUCAACAAGGCAUUUCCGCCCACAGAACUGCCGCUCACUGGAUAUUUUUUCUUUUUGGACCAUUCUCUGUAAACCCUAGAGAUGGUUGUGUGUGAAAAUCCCAGUAGAUCAGCAGUUUCUGAAAUACUCAGACCAGCCCUUCUGGCACCAACAACCAUGCCACGUUCAAAGUCACUCAAAUCACCUUUCUUCACCAUACUGAUGCUCGGUUUGAACUGCAGGAGAUUGUCUUGACCAUGUCUACAUGCCUAAAUGCACUAAGUUGCCACCAUGUGAUUGGCUGAUUAGAAAUUAAGUGUUAACGAGCAGUUGGACAGGUGUACCUAAUAAAGUGGCCGGUGAGUGUAUAUGUCAAGUCAAUGUUAAGACACAGAUGUGAAUUCUUGUCACGCAAUACGAAUGAUGGGGGGACGGGCAUUGGACGGAUUAUAUGCACAAAUAUGGUGAUCCAACUCUUUACUCACUUCAUUCCCGUUUUCACCAGAGUUGAAAAAUCUGAACACAAGUGAAUCCUGUGUACCACAAUAGCCAAUCAGCACGAAGAUUGCCUGGUGAGGUAUGUCAAUAUGAGCUGGUGAUGGAGCUCUCCGAGAGGAAAGUGAGUGAGGACACAACAAAACACAACAAAACCUCUAAAUAUGGUCGGCCUCCACCAUGUUUGAUGUGAACAGACUGAAGAAGGAAACCCCUCCCGUCUUACAUUUUUUCAUGUUUAGGCACUCCUGCAGAAAAAACAUGGCACGCAAUAGAGUAAGUCAUUUGGAGUGAGCCAAAUGCAGGCAUCAAAGGUAAAGCAAAUUAAUGGUAGUAUUUUUAAAUGCAUUGCUCGCUGUAUGAACUCACAUUUGGUUAACAAACUAACAGUCUUGUAGGUUUACAUAUAUUAUUGCCAAUGAACCUGAAUCCCAAUC
This is a messenger RNA of Xyrichtys novacula (pearly razorfish), 89090 nucleotides long. NCBI's taxonomy places the organism in Eukaryota, Metazoa, Chordata, Actinopteri, Labriformes, Labridae. The record is from the annotation of a GenBank genome assembly.